GGCGGGGCUCCGAGCCCAGGCCACAAGAUGCAGAGGCUCCGGCUGAACGAGGCUCACGCCGUGUACCUGGGGCAGCUCGCCCGCAAGGACGGCACCCGCCGGGGGAUCCUCAGCAAGAGGAGCUCGGAUAACAGCCGAUGGCAGAGCCGGAGCUUCUCCCUCCUGCACAACCUGCUCUUCUGCUUCGAGAGCGAGUCCAGCGGCCGCCCGUGUGGGCUCUACCUGCUGGAGGGCUGCAGCUGUGAGCGGGGGGCCAAGGGACUACCAGACAAACAGGUACCGGACUACGGGACUACAUAUUACAGGUCAUACAUGCAGUGUGCCGGGAACAUACAUCUUACAUAUAAUGCAGUGUUCAUAUCACAUGGCUAGAGGGGUGAUAUAAUGCAGUAUGUUGGGUUUAAUGACAGGUGCUUAUCACAUGGGUAGAGGGGUGAUAUAAUGCAGUAUGUUGGGUUUAGUGACAGGUGCUUAUCACAUGGGUAGAGGGGUGAUAUAAUGCAGCGUGCUGGAUUAAAUUACAGGUAAAUGUUACAUGGGUAGAGGGGUGAUAUAAUGCAGUGUGCUGGAUUAAAUUACAGGUAAAUGUUACAUGGGUAGAGGAGUGAUUUAAUGCAGUAUGUUAGGUUUAAUGAUAGGUGCUUAUCACAUGGGCAGAGCAGUAUGUUAGGUUUAAUGACAGGUGCUUAUCACAUGGGUAGAGGGGUGAUAUAAUGCGGUAUGUUGGGUUUAGUGACAGGUGCUUAUCACAUGGGUAGAGGGGUGAUAUAAUGCAGUGUGCUGGAUUAAAUUACAGGUAAAUGUUACAUGGGUAGAGGGGUGAUAUAAUGCAGUGUGCUGGAUUAAAUUACAGGUAAAUGUUACAUGGGUAGAGGAGUGAUUUAAUGCAGUAUGUUAGGUUUAAUGACAGGUGCUUGUUACAUGGGUAGAGGGGUGAUAUAAUGCAGUAUGUUAGGUUUAAUGACAGGUGCUUAUCACAUGGCUAGAGGAGUGAUAUAAUGCAGUGUGCUGGAUUAAAUUACAGGUAAAUGUUACAUGGGUAGAGGGGUGAUAUAAUGCAGCAUGUUAGGUUUAAUGGCAGGUGCUUAUCACAUGGGUAGAGGGGUGAUAUAAUGCAGUGUGCUGGAUUAAAUUACAGGUAAAUGUUACAUGGGUAGAGGGGUGAUAUAAUGCAGCAUGUUGGAUUAAAUUACAGGUAAAUGUUACAUGGGUAGAAGGGUGAUAUAAUGCAGUAUGUUGGAUUAAAUUACAGGUAAAUGCUACAUGGGUAGAAGGGUGAUAUAAUGCAGUAUGUUAGGUUUAAUGACAGGUGCUUAUCACAUGGGCAGAGCAGUAUGUUAGGUUUAAUGACAGGUGCUUAUCACAUGGGUAGAGGGGUGAUAUAAUGCAGUGUGCUGGAUUAAAUUACAGGUAAAUGUUACAUGGGUAGAGGGGUGAUAUAAUGCAGUAUGUUAGGUUUAAGGACAGGUGCUUAUCACAUGGGCAGAGGGGUGAUCCACUGCAAUUUGUUGGGUUUAAUGAGAGGUACUUAUUACAUGGGCAAAGGGGUUGCUAUAAUGUGGUGUGCUGGAUCCAAUGACAGUUACAUAUUACAUUGUCAUAGGAAUGAUAUAGUGCAGUGUGCUGGGUCCAAGAGAGACUCAUACAUAUUGCAUAGUAAUAGGGGUGGUAUAUGGCAGUGUGUUGGGUUUAAUGGCAGGUUCAUAUUACAUGGUUAGAGGGGGUGAUAUAAUGCAAUGUGCUGGGUCCAAGACAGGCAGGUAUAUAUUACAUAGGCAGAAGCAGUGAUGUAUUGCAAUGUGCUUUGACCAAAACAGACCGGGAUAUGUUGCAUAAGCAGAUGGGGUGAUAUAAUGUAACGUGCAAUGUCCUAGACAGGCCGUUUUAUAUAUUUCAUGGACAUAGGAAGUGUUCUAAUGCAAUAUGCUGGAUCUUAGACAGGUAGGUACAUAUUACAUGGAUACAGGGGGUGAUGUAAUAAAAUGUGCUGGAUCCAAGACAGACACGAACAUACUACAUGGGAAGAGGGGGUGAUAAAUUGCAAUGUGCUGAGUCCUAGACCUAUAGGUACUUAUUACAUAGGCAGGGGAGGGCCACAUAAUGUAAUGUGCUGGGUCCAGGAAAGAUACAUAUUACAUGGGCAGAGGGGCUGGAAUGGACUAGGGGGGCUGGACAGCCAGGUACAGAAUGCAUGGGAAGCAGGGGUGAUAUAAUGCAGUGUACAUGGGGACUGGACAGACAGGUACAUAUUACUCGGGUAGGUUGACUGAUAUAAUCCAAUGGACGAGGAACUCAGAUAAAACAGGUAUAUUUUACAUGGACUGUGUGGUGAUAUAAUGCAAUUUGCUGGGUCCAGGACAGACGGGUACAUAGUACAUAGAGUGCUACAUAGAGGGAUCCUAAAUAGACAGGUACAUAUAUGCACAGAGGGAUGAUUUAAUGCUUUAUACAGGGAGACCAGAUAAUCAGGUGUGUAUGUAUAUAUAUAUAUAUAUAUAUAUAGACAGAGGGGUUAUUUAAUUCUUUAUACGGGGGCGGAUAAACAGGUAUUUAUUUGGACAGAGGGGUGAUUUAAUGCUUUAUAUAGGGGCCUGGAUAAACAGGUACAUAUUGACCGAAGAAAGGAUUUGAUGCUGUGUGCAGGGUCCUGGACAGACUGGUACAUGGGUAGAAUAGAUGACAUGUUGCUAGGGUGAUUGGGAAAUUAGUUCAUAUUCUAUGAGUAGAGGAGCUGAAUUAAUGCUAUGUGUCGUAUCCAUGGACAGGGCAAUACAUCUGUAUCAGACAGACAAGUAGGUAGAUUCUGGGCAGAGAAAAUGACAUGAUAGGUAGUGGAGAUGUUAUCCUGGCCUGGUUUGUGCAGAGAGGUAGAUAUUUUUGUUAGAGGAGAUGGCAUGCUACUCUGUGGAGACAGGCAGAGGAGAAAACAUGCAGAUGCUGGAUACAAAGAGGUAUGUGGGUAGAGGGGAUUACAUGCAGCCAGGGACCUAGAGGUAGGUAUGUGGGUAGAGGGCAUGGCUUGCAGCUAGGUAUAUAGAGGUAGGUAUGUGGGUUGAGGGGAUGGCAUGCAUGCCACUAGGUACAUAGAGGUAGAUAUGUGGGUAGAGGGGAUGAUAUGCUUCUAGGUACAUAGAGGUAGGUUUGUGGGUAGAGGGGAUGGUAUGCUUCUAGGUACAUAGAGGUAGGUUUGUGGGUAGAGGGGAUGGUAUGCUUCUAGGUACAUAGAGGUAGGUUUGUGGGUAGAGGGGAUGGUAUGCUUCUAUAUAUAUAUAUAAAAAAUCUAUAUCUCUCGCUAUCUAUCUAUCUCUCUCGUUAGUUGGAUGACAGGUAGAUAUAUGAAUAGAGGGAUGCCAGGCUGCUAUAUGCAGAGAGGUAGAUAUAUGUGUAGAGGGAUGCCAGGCUGCUAUAUGCAGAAAGGUAGAUAUAUGUGUAGAGGGAUGCCAGGCUGCUAUAUGCAGAGAAGUAGAUAUAUGAAUAGAGGGAUGCCAGGCUGCUAUAUGCAGAAAGGUAGAUAUAUGUGUAGAGGAAUGCCAGGCUGCUAUAUGAAGUGAGGUAGAUAUAUGUGUAGAGGGAUGCCAGGCUGCUAUAUGCAGAAAGGUAGAUAUAUGUGUAGAGGGAUGCCAGGCUGCUAUAUGAAGUGAGGUAGAUAUAUGUGUAGAGGGAUGCCAGGCUGCUAUAUGCAGAGAGGUAGAUAUAUGUGUAGAGGGAUGCCAGGCUGCUAUAUGCAGAGAGGUAGAUAUAUGAAUAGAGGGAUGCCAGGCUGCUAUAUGCAGAAAGGUAGAUAUAUGUGUAGAGGGAUGCCAGGCUGCUAUAUGCAGAGAAGUAGAUAUAUGGGUAAAGGGCUGCCAGGCUGCUAUAUGAAGUGAGGUAGAUAUACGUGUAGAGGGAUGCCAGGCUGCUAUAUGCAGAGAGGUAGAUAUAUGUGUAGAGGGAUGCCAGGCUGCUAUAUGAAGUGAGGUAGAUAUAUGUGUAGAGGGAUGCCAGGCUGCUAUAUGCAGAAAGGUAGAUAUAUGAGUAGAGGGAUGCCAGGCUGCUAUAUGCAGAAAGGUAGAUAUAUGUGUAGAGGGAUGCCAGGCUGCUAUAUGCAGAAAGGUAGAUAUAUGUGUAGAGGGAUGCCAGGCUGCUAUAUGCAGAGAAGUAGAUAUAUGGGUAGAGGGCUGCCAGGCUGCUAUAUGCAGAAAGGUAGAUAUAUGUGUAGAGGGAUGCCAGGCUGCUAUAUGCAGAAAGGUAGAUAUAUGAAUAGAGGGAUGCCAGGCUGCUAUAUGCAGAAAGGUAGAUAUAUGUGUAGAGGGAUGCCAGGCUGCUAUAUGCAGAAAGGUAGAUAUAUGUGUAGAGGGAUGCCAGGCUGCUAUAUGCAGAAAGGUAGAUAUAUGUGUAGAGGGAUGCCAGGCUGCUAUAUGCAGAGAGGUAGAUAUAUGUGUAGAGGGAUGCCAGGCUGCUAUAUGCAGAGAAGUAGAUAUAUGGGUAAAGGGCUGCCAGGCUGCUAUAUGAAGUGAGGUAGAUAUACGUGUAGAGGGAUGCCAGGCUGCUAUAUGCAGAGAGGUAGAUAUAUGUGAAGAGGGAUGCCAGGCUGCUCUGGGCAGGCCAUUGGAUAGGACUUCUCUGUCGUAAAGAUGGGAUAUGUGUUUGGACAGAAGGCCUGGGCUGACAAUGGGCUGCUGCAGUGUAAUGAACAGGGUAUCCAUGGGAAAUAAAUGUAUACACUGCUGCAAGAUUAGCCAAACGUAGAUUAGAUCUUCACCUCACUUAAAUGCUGCAUAACAUUGUGGAUAUUGUUGUUAUAAAACAAUGUACGGUUCUGUCUUUGGCCACCCCUGUACUAAUUCGCAGGUACAAACAUCUGACAGUAACAGGAAGCCGUGUGUUUGGGGUUGGGGAGUAUAGAUGGAUAGAAGGAGUAUAUAUCAAAUGGAAGCUAAUAUAAUCCUUGACAGUCAGUGCAACGGUGGUGAUAGGUUUAUACAAGGUGAAGCAGCGCCGAGGCCUAGACUGUCAGGUAAAUAAAUAAGCAACAGAUAGAAUCCAAGAUACAGACAAGGAGGGUGUCAGAAUCAAUUAGGAAGAGGCAGAGUUCUUGCUGUGCCUAAUUAGCUUAAUUGUUAGAUUGAUUAUUAGGUUUAUGUGCAUAUUUAGCAGGGUGCCGCUUUAGAGUGCCCUAAUCCUGCACAAGUGGCUGUAUUAAAUAAUUUGAGAAUGUAUACAUCAGUAAUGAAGAUAUUGCACUGUAUAAACACAUAUAGGAUGCAUGUAUGGAGUAAAUACUGUCUGCGCUGCUGUGAACCUAGAGGGUCAGAUUUUUUGAGAACAAGUAGUCUGGCACAAGUAUCACUUUUCUUCUAGGCGUAUGUCUGCUGAAAUCUGUGAUCACGGCAGGAUUCAAGUCCAAAAAAAAUUGGGAACUCCUCAAGUUCACCACUCUUUCCCAUCUGUCAGGUAGCUCACAACACCUCUCUCUUAACUAUCCUAUAUGAAAAGAAAAAUCCUCCUGAAAAUUACCCUUUAGUUCUCCUUAGUUCCAGACAGUGUUAUUUAUUUAAGUGAUAACUGUCCAGAAUUGUAAAUUAAUUUGAAAUUUAGGGCAAAAGUAACCAUUCCGGAAGCAUACCUGACAGGGUGAAUUUAUCCAAAUUAGCCAAUUUAGACCUUAAAGUGACACUUUUGGAACCCAGACCACUUCUCACAUUACAGUGAAGUGGUCUGGUUGACAUGUCCUUGUAAUUUUAAGCCUACAGCUGCAAAUAUUGCAUUUCUGCAGGAACGGCAGUGUUUACAUUGCAGCGUUUAAAUGCCUCUAGUGGCUGUUGCUCUGACAGUCAUAUAGGCACGUUUGGAGAAAUAGCCAAGUAAAAGAGAUCAUCCGAUAGGUGCAGUCUGGCGUUUUGCAGCAUGCACUAACCACCCAAUGCUUUGGAUUGGUUGAGAUCAGCGAUCUUGAUGAUCUCAGUCAUGUAGGCAGGAAAAGCUGCAGAGAGCACAUCGUGGCUUGGGAGGAAAGAUAAGUGAAAGUUACCCUUUCAUGUGCUCCGGAAGAGAGGGGGGUGAGUCAACCGCUACAGAACACUAGUUUUGAGAACAUACAUUUGUAUUCCUUACACUAUAGUGUUCCUGUAAAUUCCUGAUAAUUCUCAUUUUAGUGAAAAACCCUGAGAGUGUUCAACCUACAGACUGGGUAAAUCCUUGUAAUAUGAAUGCCCCACCAAACUAUGGUUUUACACUUUUCCUCUUUGCAUAUCUUCCUUCUGUAUAUGUUGUCUGCCAGGAUUUGUUUUCCUGGCACUGGAGAGUUCCUUUAAGCAAGAGGGAAAGGUUGAUCCCUGGUGGGCUGUCAAGUCUGCACCUACAUCUGGUGCAGACCAUAAGUAAUGCUGUGUUCCUUCAGGCAGGCAUUGGUGAAGAAUCAGAGCAUUGCCAUGGUAACCUGCAGCAAUGCUCUUAUGCUCUCCAAGGAGCAAAACACACAGCCUGAAACUGCUGGAGGUGCAGACCUCAAGCUCCCUGAGAUGCCUUUCAGCAGCCUGCUGGGCGUUUGACGCUUGUUCAAUGGCCAGUAUGCAGGCAUCAGAGAUGGUCUGUCUCCAAGGCCAACGUUGUGCGUCAUCAAAUAGGUACCUCUGCUGCGCCUCUGGGUUUAAUAGUCAGAUGCCGAAAUGUGAACAAUUAACACCCAAUCAUACAGCAUUACACACAUUCAAUGUGAACGAUAAUAUUUUAUUCACUUCUAGAUCAUUGGGGACUGGAACUGACCACGAUAAAACCAUGACAGGAGAAGCACAAGAUAUAAUAGCUGCAUGAAGUUAAAACAUUUCUUAAUUUGCUUUUCAACAGUUUUAAAAUACCCAGUGCUCUGUAUAGGUCCUUUCUUCACAAUAAAUGUAUUGGACCUCCGUUCCCUUGGAAAAUAUAGUAAGGAACUGAAUCCCAUUGAGUUCCCACUGCUCUAGAAUCCUCUAUCAAGUUAUAAUAAAUAUAUUUAUUUAAAUAAAGAUAUAAUCUGACAGGCAGAAGCAGGUUUAUACAGCUGGGGAACUCAUUCAAAUUUGGGUUUAGAUAAACUAGGUAAAAUACACGAUUGGAAGCACUAUAGGAUAUGGUCAGACUGCAUUCUCUAUGAAUGGACAAGUAAUUGUGUGUAUGAAAACCAAAAAUAUAGAAAGCGAAUAGUGUGAUCAGGAUGGAUAAAAACUACGUUUAAGAGGUAUAAUGGACUAGAGCAAGUUUACAGUCACUUUUAAUUGCAGGCAGAGUGAGUACCUAUCUAAGCAUAUGUAAUAUGCCCAGGACAUAAUUGAAAACGACAGAAAUCUCAAUGUAUCCUUCCUGGUAAAAUAUUUUAUAAAUAUUAUGUAGAUUAAUAUGUAGAUAUGCAUUAUGUUCUGGAGCCUUAGGUUGUAUGAAGAUGGGGCACUAUUUAAAGAUUACUUAUAGUCCUUUCAAAUGUUAUGCUAUUUUUGUUAAGGCAAGUGAAUAUUCUUUCUAGGGAAACAUAAUACUAGAUGCAGUAAAGAGUGAUAUAUAUAUAAUACCAGGACAUAAACACAGGUAAGUAGAAGAUCUACUCUAGGUUUCGGUAUUAUGAAGGAUUUUUAUCUUUAAAUACUACUGGGUAUAUAGCACAUAUAUAUUCAAACAAGGGACACUAUGAACAUAGAUUUGUUCAGAAGUAUUGUAGUGCAUGUGUUCUACUUCUAUAAAUAAGGUGAUCAUUUUGCCAAUACAAACAAAGCUUAUACUAACUAGAUCCUGCAGAGCAGCAGUGGUUAUUAGAUCUGGAGGUUCUUUUCAGUCCAAACUGUGAUUUGUCCGAAUUUGGGCCAAUCCAUAAUCUAUCGAAUUCCCUAACUAGGAGUCGAAAUCCUGAAUAAAAAACCAAAAAGCUGCACAAUGGCCAAACAUGUUUGUUUUAAUUCGUGAUUUUGAGUUCUGCCUGUGGCGCCAAAAAAGAGCCAGGUUUUCAGUACGGGAAUUCUACUGAGAGGAAUUAAUAUGUGGUCGAAAUUCAUGUGUUCCGAAAAAUUUAACAUUUUCUGGAAAACUGGUUCUGCCAAACCUAACUUUCUCGUCAUGCAAAGGUAUAAUGAUUACCUUGAAGCCCUGCAGUUUAUUCUACUUUGGGAGUAAGGUAACCUGCAAUAAAGAUGCAAAUAUUAAUGCAGAGAUGUAUAGGAUUAAACUUUUGGAAUAGAUCAGUCUUUCAUGACCGUUUGUGGUUACAGAACAAUAGUGGUCGUGCAGUAGAAGAACACAAGUAGUUCAUAAAUAGGUUAAGGGCCUAUGUAGCAAAAGAGAGAAAAGCUGUACUUUAAUAUUGAGACAUGCUGUGCAGUGUAUUAAUAUGGUUGGUUAUGACUUCAGAAACAGUGCAAUGAGUUACAUGGAGUUAUUGGGAGAUGAAUGUGUAUUGGGGAAGGGAAGAGCACUGAAUUAGCCCAGAUUAGUUUUUUUUAUUAGUGUGUCAAAACAUACAGGAUAGUUAUAGAAUCUGCCUACAGCAGAGUAUGUAUUGGUUGGUAUAAAGUUAGUUCUAGGAUGAAACAUCUGCAAAGUAUUAGUGAAAAGUACAAAAUAGUUCUAGAAUGAGGUAGCCUGUAGAAGAGAAAUGAUCAUGCAAGGAUAUUUAUAGCAUGUUAAGCCUCUGUGAGAGAGCACUGAGGAAUAUAGAAAAAUGAUAAGAUAACUCUUCUAAGAGAGCAAUGAUGUAUACAGGGUAUUUACAAGAUUAUCAUUGAAAAGAAACAGGAUAUUUUUAUGAUUAUGUAGAAGAAAGGUAUACAGGUUAUUUAUAAGGUUAUUCUGUAAGAGAAUGAAGCAUAAGGUAUUUAUAGGGUUAUGAGCAGUAUGUGAUAGUUAUAGUUUGAGUGAUGAGGAUUAUUGAUAGCUAAUUGUCUCAGCAAUAAAAAGGGAGGGCUGUAGGAUACGUAGUGGGCUAUGCUCAUGCAAGUUUACAGCAAUGGGUAAAUAAGAGGCAUAGGGUAAGAGAACUCAUCAGUGAGGUAUUACAAGACAUGUAUUAAAAGGCAAAUUGCAAUUGAGACAAUAUAGUUAUAGAUUGAGCAAUACUGUAAAUGGGCAUUUAAAGGGGCACCACAAGAACCAUAAUGACUACAGCUCAUGUCAGGGCAUAAAGGACAUGUCAGGAGUCCCCAAGCACCAUCCAGUGUUAAGCAGUCAAACCAGUUUUAAAUGGUUUGGCACUUUCCUGGAUUCCCUAGGUGCCCACAGUUCUUUUGGUCUUCUCAAUAUCACAAUGCUACAAUUUAAAGAAAUUUAACAUUUAAUAACAUCUUCUGAAUUUGGCUGAGAACCUAUUUCAUAGCCAUAAGACUUGCCCAGUGUAUUAUUUUUGUUGCCCCUAUAGGUACAAAAACAAGGAGGAGGCUACUAUUAAACCAUGGUGAAUAUGUGAUAUUCUCAAACCCUUCUGGCCAUUCCUCUCAACCACCAAACCUUCUACAGUUUUUUGGGGACUUCUUGUCUACAAAAUGUCUCUACCUGGGACACGGAGAUUCACAUAUUCCUAUCUAAUAUUUGGAAUGCUAAAUUGUCACUAUCUAGCACGAUAGGGGAUCUGGUCAGCUUUCAUGUUAUGAAUAGAUUCGGAUUAGGAAGAAUAUUUACCUCAGGAAGUUUUUCAAAUAUUUACAAAUCAGGUAUGUUUAACACAUAAAACCAUUAUGCUGGUAGCAUCACUCAAUAUGCCAAUAUUAUUAGCUCCAUAUUGCCAUACAUGUGCCCAUGAUCAUAAUGAAUCACCAUCUGUUAUGGAGCACUUAUCCCAUAAGCAACCCCUGCUAAAUGUGCCUACAUGCAAAAUCAGGAACACAAGCAAAUCAAUCACAGCCUCAUGAUAAUAUUUUUAUAAGGUGUUCCUCACUUCCACAUAUUUCCAACAGUCAGGAAUGUGGCAAGUUUAGUUCCCUGCUUCCUUACGAUAAUGGCUUUGUCCUGUCCUCAUACCACUAUACAAAAGUUGCCUCUAGGGCCAGAAAUCAGGAAUCAGAAAACAACGUAUCAUAUUUUAUUUUCCUUGUUGCAACAUUAUUGGCUAAAAUUCAAUGCUGGAAAUAUCAAAUGAUCCAAAACUUCACCACAAUAAGAUCAAUUAUUUUUCCAAACCAUGAUUGGGAACAGACUCAUAAUUUGUAUGAUGAAUUGAUCAGGAUACCAGGUGUGUGUUGUCUCCCACGCUUCCUUAGAAACAUAAGAGACAACAGAAUAUUAGAUGAGCGUCCUUGCAACAUAUGCACAUCUAUGAUGUAAUGAUGGUAUUCCUUGUGCAUUGACAUGACAGUGCUCAAAUCUAUACUUCACCUUUUUCCUAGAUUGCCAUCUUUUAUCUUCUGCUCUCUUCUUCUUAGUGGCAUCAUACAUUUGCUUCUUGAAAUUCUAAUAUAUAAAAAAUAUAAACAUUAUAUAGUAUAUAAAAAUAUAAUGGGCUGCCCUAUGACUAACGGUACCCUAGCCUUGCUACAAUUUAAAGAAAUUUAACAUUUAAUACCAUCUUCUGUGCUUUUUCUUUCCCAUAAGUGCUCAACCUUUCUUAUUUCCACCUCUGCAAUAUAUUAGAAAUUAGAGUAUCCCACUAGUAUUAUAUUCUUCGCCUUCUUUAAUACUGCAGUGGGAGGCAUAGAGAAUCAUUGUUAUGGCAUCAGCUGGGAAAUGCUUAUCUACUUCCGUGUUCAGUUAUCCCGCCCUUGUAGUUGUGUUAUAUGUAAGAUAGGACAUACUACCAAUAUUUACGAACCUUGCACAUCUGUGUGAGCUGUUAUCCACUGUACCUAUUAGUAUGUAUUAAUAAUGGCAUGUCAUUUUUCUAUGUGUAUAGGCGUAUAUGUAUAUUGGGUUUAUUUGAUUUUGGGAUAUUUAUGCAUAUUUUUGCACAUGUACUGAUGCUUUUUAAGAAUGAAACAGCUGGAAAUCUAGCAUUGUGACACAUUGUAUGCUAGUAUAGAAUUACUUUAAAGCUGUAUUAAUGAUUUAAUUGAAUUGUUGUUCAAAUAAAUCUGUAGAUGUUUAGUCAGUGUCAAGAAGCAAUGCUUAGAACCAUUGCCCCUACUACCCUUUUAUUCUGUUGAUGACCCCUACACUAUGUACAUAAAAAUAAAUACAUGUGAUUUUUUUUUUUCUUUUUGUCCUGUACUGCAUAUCCUAUUCAUGUAUCUUUAGUGUGCAGUUGGUGUCUAUUCUGUAUUUGUGUUUUGAUUUUUUUUUUCUUGGUAAUAUGCAGAAUGUGUUUUUGUUUUUAUUUGAUUUGUAUUCAAUCAAAUUAAAACCUUGUGUAUUCCUGGCAUUCUGCUGGUCUUGUUCUAUUUUCACAGUAUUAUUUUAUCAUCAAUUUUAAUCAUGAGAAUCAGAAGCCGCUGGAACUCCGGACGGAGGAUUCAAAGGAUUGCGAUGAGUGGGUGACAGCAAUAUCACGUGCCAGGUAAAGUUUGCACUACACCGACUCACAUAUAAUACACCCACUGCAUCCAGAUUACAUACACACACCACCCGCUCAGUCUGGGCCUCAAACAAAAUAAUGCAGCUGAGACGAAACAACACACUUCGAGGAAACCAUAAAUAUAUAAAUGAAAUAGAUCAUGUUACAUUCGCUGUGCCCAUAUUACACCCACUGAACAUGUGGCGUGGAAAACCACACAUGGCACCUGCUGUGCCCAAACAGCACAUAGAGCAUCUGACACAAUGAAACGAAAGAGCAGCAAUUGUGCAACAAGCACCCAACCUAGGUACUGGAAAGAGAUACAGAAGUGGUCCUACAACCACUCCAACCCUCAGUCAACCUUUAGCAAAAUCCUUGUUUGUCUGGAACAAAACUGUGCAGUUUGUUAGGAGGCAGUGGGGAGGGGAGCACUGUGAUAAUAAGCUAUAAUUUCAGAAAAAAACUUAAUGCUGGUUGAGGGACAUCUGCGCUGGAUUCAGGUAAGUCACUGAAGGGGUUUUAACCCCUUCAGCGUCGUGGGAGGGGGUGCGAGGGAGGGUGGUACUUUAAGAUUAUAUAGUGCCAGGAAAACACCUUUGUGUUCCUGGCACUAUUGAAUCCCUUUAAUUUUCUAAAGCAUACUGAGUACUUGGUUAAAAGUUAUGUGCCAAGCAUAACUGUCUUCAGCACCAUGGACAACGAUUUCUUCCCACUGCAAUUGACCCCUUUAGUAUAUAGCAUGAAUUACUGUCUUUUCAAUAUUUGCCUUGCAUUUAUGAACAAAUACAAUCAAAGGUAAGGAUCUAUUUCACCCACAACACAUGGCCCCAAGAACUACUGGAAAUACAAUCUGAACUGUCCUCUGAUCUUCUGGACUAUAUCUAUUGCACUUAGAACUACUGGAUUACUUCCAGUGUAUUGGAACGUUCAUGACUAUGUCUUUUGUACUCUUAACUCUCAACAAAUCUGUAAUUCAUGGGCUAUACACUCCUUUAUUAUUUUGGUACAGCUGGACUAAAAUCAGUACUUUUGGAAAUUCUGGACAAUAGUAAAUGCACUUCAUCAUUCAUCUUUCUGGUCUUCACAAAAUGUACUUGAAAGAGCAGCCCCUUCUCUGACCUCCUUGACUGUACUAAAUUCCCUUAGAAGUUUUCACCUGUGUUAUGGUAUUGUAAUACUCUUAGACUACAUUCUAUGCUUGACUACACUCACCAAUAUUGAAAUAACUUCAGAGUACUCACCGCUGUCUGGACUUCUGUAUGUCAUUUAGUACACUCGGUACACCUGGACUAGACCAUCAUCUUCCAAACUUUUGGAAUAAAUUCACUAUACUUGAUGCUACUGGACUGAACUAUUCACUGCUUACAGAUGUCCUACUGUCACAGCAGUGAGAAGUUUGGACUGAACACUCCAAAACAGGACCUGCCAAAACACUUAGACUAUAAUCAGUGAACUCAGAACUUGUGGAAGAUUUUUAGGGUUGGUGACUGAGAAGAUGAAUACCAAAAGCUACUAAUCGGGGAGGGAAAUCCAGCGUGGUCUGAGCAGAAUAGCUAUGUCUAAAUAAUACAUCUUCAUACACCAAAUACAUUUUGUGUCUUGUACCAUUAAUAACCAUUGAGAGCAGCAAAAAUAAUAAAGCAAUCUUGAUUAUAUAAAAUUACAAUAAUCUUUUUAAUAUGUGCUUACAAUAUGAAAUAGAAUAAAAGAGUCGAUGUCAUAGUUGGUGCAUCUGAAAAUGUAAGUCAGUAAAUAUCCACUCAGAAGUUAGUCUGCAAGUUUGUUGGUAAAAGUGCAUUUCAUACAGAUAGUUCCUCGACUGCAUUCCAAGUACUGUUCAUAAAAUGUCGCCUCAGUACGUGGUCAGUAGCCUGACUGACGGUCCCUCUUACUAAAGGAUUUUCUAUAAAAGAACUGGCAUUUUACAGCUGUCAUCCCAUGUUCUAAGAAACUAAAUUUUUUACAUUGAUAAUGGUGUUGACUUUUUCAUUGAGCAGUUUUGUUCUGAUCGGAGUCUGUUUUAUUAUGACAGUGCUACUUAGUUAUGCCAUCUACUGAAUAACAUUUAAGCUUGCUAAAAAAAAAAAAAAAAAACCCCCCACAAUUUAUUGUUGACCAACUAAAUAUUAAUCCCAUUGUAUCUGCUGUUGAACACUGAGUUUGGGUUUUAGUUGUGUGUGUGUAAAGUUUUUAGCAUAUCAUACAAGCACUAUGGCAAUAGUAGCUGAUUGAUGCCUGGCCACUGAUUCAAUAUAAUUACCAAUAUGGAUACAGCACUCUCCUGGAUCCCAGGGUGCAACCGGGCCUGAGAUUGGCCAAUCCUCCCAAUGCAGUUUGCAGAAACGUAAUGAUGGUCCAGACACUCAAGUUAAAUCCAUUGAGCAGAUAUAUUAAAGCAGAUGCAAAGCAACGUUUCGGCCCACAACAGUUUGACAAAGGCCCUGUUGUGGGCCGAAACGUUGCUUUGCAUCUGUUUAAAUCUGCUCACUUGAUUUAACUUGAGUGCCUGGACCAGCAUUACUUUUUUGGCCACUGAUUCAGACUUCACUGCACUCAAUCCUAUCAUCUCUCUCUAAGUCAGAUAUUUCAUGUUCUGUUUCUUCCCAUGAUGAAAUUAAAAUACCCAAUUGGAAACUGCUAUACCUGCUAUAUAAUUCUGCUUCCUUGUUCUUAGCUACAAGACUCUGGUGACCGAGCAUGAAGCAUUGAUGCAAAAGUAUCUACAUUUACUGCAAAUAGUAGAGACUGAGAAGAAGGUGGCAAAGCAGCUGAGACAGCAGAUUGAAGAUGGAGAGGUAGAGGUGGAACGCCUGAAAUCUGAGGUGAGAAAAAUGGUUAAUAAUGCCAAACAUUCAUGUCCAUUAAUUUCCAUUAAUACUUAAUGAUCAUUCUCUCUUAUUACCAUGUGUUCUUAAUAGGAUAGGACCCACCACAGUACAUUAAAACGUAUACAACAGUUCUCAAAUAACUGCUAGAAAAGUCCAAGGAUACCAUCUAAUAGACUUGAACAUACAUUUUUGGAUGAAUACGCAUGAAAGCAAAAAGAAAACAAAUUAAACAUAACUGGUGUGACCUUAUAAGAGCAAUAAGCAACAUGUGGUCUAUGUUCCCUUAUAACUAAUGGUAAAUAGUAGAGAAAACACUCACCUUAGUGUAUUAACAGUGACUCUCUCUGUGGAGUAUAGUGUGGAAGAUAAAUGCAUACAUAGAUGGAGUAUAGCUAUGGGGCCAUCUAGUUAGUGCAGACUUGUAAUAAUUCUGAGUUUAGUGGCGAUGAGCGUGUUUCUUGUGGGUUGCCAAAGGUUCCUUUUAAUUCAAUGAAUACAAUGUGUUUGUAAACCCGACAAACAUACUGCCUUAAAGUGAAUUGAGGUGAGGUAGGAGUGAUAUGUGGAGUUGCCAGUAGAGUUUAUGUCCCUUCCUCCUGAUUACUCAGCUGCUGUGACCAGAAUGUCAGCCAAGGAUGCCAAAUUUUCAUAUAACCCUGCCUCAUUGCUUUAGCUGACCAAUGGAGCUACCAGGAACUCCACGUUACUGGUAUCAUCAACUCUAGUAAUCCAGUGUUCUACAGAUGGGACCUGAGAUUGAUCCUGUAUACUAGGAUUAGAUUGUUUGUUUCACUCAGCAGAAACCAUAAUAGGCUCUGCUGAUGGUGUUCAUUAAAUGAUUUAGGCCAACCGAGGGUAACCUGUGAAGGGGUGAGUGUGUAAGGGACAGGUGUGGACAUAACUUCAUUCCAGGAACCUGGGGAUGUACCUGCAGAACCACCAAAUAUGCUCCAUUGUCAAGCACCCCCCCCCCCCCCCUCCCCCCCCCUCUGCCCUCCACACCUCUAACAUAUCACUCACUGUAGGAAAAAAAGUAUGAAGCUGUGCAGGUGUAUGAUACCACUGCGUCACACGUUUGUAAUAUUUUCUUAAAAUAUCCUCCAUGCAAUUUGAUUAUUUAAAAAUAGAAACAUCAGGGAGCGCUGCACCUCUAAAUCUCCCCAUGAUCCCCAUACUCAAUGCCACAGGUGAGGAAUAUAAUAAAUUAGUCCUAUGGGGCUCAAUAUGACCCCAAUAUUAAUAUAAGGGAGAUUGAAAUCCUCCUUUAUGCCCCUAACCGUCAUGCCAUUGGUAGGGGCAUGUCUACAGUGAGCAGCUAUUGCAUGUCCAGUGCGUGGCUAUUACAUAAAAUGAAUGAGGUGGACCUAUUGGUGGCGAGUGGUGGAGGGACCCAUUGGUUAUUGGGCACUCCCUCUGGGAAAAAUCCCCAGGCAAGUCUUGACAAAAUUGAGACUUGCCUGACAAAGACUCUUAUAUGGGCUUUUCUGCUAUGCAAGGUCAACCUUUGAAGAUGUAUUAUUAUUUUUGUAUCACUUUUUUUGUUUGUUUUUUUUAGCAAUUUGGUCCGUUUAUUUAUUGUAAUCGUUCAUGUUUUUUUAUUUGGCCUUUUCUGGGGCUGAAGGCAAGAUGUUUUAGAAAGAUAGAAGACACCUAACGUAAUUAUAAUUAUUUUUAACAGGAAUUUAGUUUAUUAGGCUUACAUUACUGUUAUUAUGGUGGGGAAGGAUAGGUAGGGUAUUUUUAUUGGGAGGGAUGGCUAGGAGCUUGGAAAACACUAGCCACCUGGGGGUGGGCAGCCAGUGCCUAAAUUGUAGAAGGGGAUCUAUAAUAUGUAUAUACCCCUUGUAUAUUUUAUUAUACUAUUGGGUGUGGGCUGGGGGGGGGGGGAAUAGAUUCUUCCCAUUAUUAUAUUUAGAUUCUUUACCCACGCGCAAUGGAUGGUGCUGGAGGGACCAUAGAUUUAUCGCCUUAUUAUAUUUAGAGCCCCCAUCUGCCACCAGUGGGUAGUGGCUGUGGGACAUUUAGUCUCACCUGUUCAAUGUAUUUAAUAAUUCUUACCCAUUAGCCACUAUGUCCCCCUCGCUUUAUUAUUAUUUUUUUAAUAGCCCCCUGUGGGAGCACGAGGGACCUGUGCCAUGUCCCCCUUUAUUGGAUUAGCAACAAUAGCUGCCCUAUCCCUAGUCUCUUUUUUAAUAGCAAGUAACCACAGUCUGUUAACUGUUGUUAGGUAGAUAACAUUUCCAUAUGAGUAGCAUGAAGGAGGAUUUACAUCUCCCUUACAUGUUUUUAAAUUUUUUUAGUCUUAGUAGCAAUUGAAAAACCAAAAUUAGGAAAAAGCCUUUCUUAAUUUUGAUCUUUCAUAUGCUUAUUAGAUAGCUCCCUCAUUUUUUUUUUUUUUGUGUCCUUAUGUGUAAUGGUAUCUUUAAAUUUGGCAAUCCCGCAUAAGGGUACCAAUUUAGGGAGUUAACUGCUAAACAGAUGCAUGAUUCAGUCUCAGAUCAGGGGAAUUUAUAUGCCAGGAUUUCAAAAUGUCCAAACCGAACAGUCCAAUGGAUGACAAUCAAUUCAAACAAACCAAAAAGUAUUUUUGUCCAAAUACAUUCAUAUGAACCGAAAUUUUCAGUUUUGUCCAAGUUUAAUGUCCAAGUGCACCAGGGUUUAGCCACAUUCAACGAUAUUUAUAGGAGCUAACUGGUGUAAAGUAUUAAUUUGAUAAUGUUUUGAUAUCUAAUGUCAGUCUUGUUCUUUGUUCCAAACACCACUGUAACAGUUUUGUAAGAAUUUAGGAACAGCUUGUUUCUAGAAAUCCAUCUGUGAAAUCCUGCUGUAAAACAGCUUCAAGUUAAUGUUUGUUUUCUUUGUGACAAUUAUGGUAUUAAUUUCGGACAUGUGGACAUUUGAGGUGUGACACACAGUGGAAAUAUCAUUUGUGAAUAUAGAACACAGUUAAGGCCAGAGAAUUGAACCUGGAAGGAACUCUAUGUGUAACUUUAAAUGUGUUGGAAACAUUGGCGUCAAUACAUAAAUACAUAUUUGGCUUUGCUUGAAGUUCAGACCAGAACCUAACUAGAGGAAGGCAGAUGUAGUUCCUAUAUUUAAAAAGGGUUCAAAAUCCUUGCCUGGAAAUUAUAGACCUGUGAGCUUAACUUCUGUGACUGGGAAAAUAUUUGAAGGGCUGUUAAAGGGACACUAUAGUCACCUGAACAACUUUAGCUUAAUGAAGCAGUUUUUAGUGUAUAGAACAUGCCCCUGCAGCCUCACUGCUCAAUCCUCUGCCAUUUAGGAGUUAAAUCCCUUUGUUUAUGAACCCUAGUCACACCUACCUGCAUGUGACUUGCACAGCCUUCCAUAAACACUACCUGUAAAGAGAGCCCUAUUUAGGCUUUCUUUAUUGCAAGUUCUGUUUAAUUAAGAUUUUCUUAUCCCCUGCUAUGUUAAUAGCUUGCUAGACCCUGCAAGAGCCUCCUGUAUGUGAUUAAAGUUCAAUUUAGAGAUUGAGAUACAAUUAUUUAAGGUAAAUUACAUCUGUUUGAACCAGUUUUUUUUUCAUGCAGGCUCUGUCAAUCAUAGCCGGGGAAGGUGUGGCUAGAGCUGCAUAAACAGAAACAAAGUGAUUUAACUCCUAAAUGACAGUGAAUUGAGCAGUGAAAUUACACUAAAACUGCUUUAUUUAGCGAAAGUAAUUUAGGUGAUAAUAUUAAGGGAUAAUAUUCAGGAAUUCAUUGGGAAAAACUUUAUUAGCAAUAAUCAGCAUAGUUUUAUGAAACAUAGGCCAAGUCAAACUAAGCUAAUUGCAUUCUACGAAGAAGUAAGUAGAAGUAUAGAUCAGGGUGUUGCAGUGGAUGUGAUCUAUUGGGAUUUUGCCAAGGCAUUUGAUACAGUACCUCACAAUAGAUUAGUCUUCAAACUAAAAGAAAUUGGUCUAGAUCAGUGAUGGCGAACCUUUUUGAGCCCGAGUGCCCAAACAGCAAUACAUGCCAACUUUUUUUUCCUUAAAGUGUCAACAUGGCAAUUAAACCUGAAUACUGAGGUUUAAGUUUAGAAAAAACAACUUGUACAGUUGUCCGAACUAAUAAACAACUUUUGUUUUAAAAAAAGAACUGAACUGCUGAAUACAUACACACAGUCUGCUGAAUACAUACACACAGUCUGCUGAAUACAUACACACAGUCUGCUGAAUACAUACACACAGUCUGCUGAAUACACACACACACAAUAGUACAGAAUAAUAAUAUACACGCUGUGAAAGACAAAUAAGUAGCUCUAAAACACCUAAAAGAGUGGUAUCCCUUACACCGCUAAAAACAUAAUAUAAUACAUACAGAGUUAUAGGUGGAGCUGUGGAGUACCUUGAACAAUCUGGAAAAUAGAAUAUAUGCAAAUAGCGUAGUAUGUCUAUACAAUAUGUAGCAUAUAAAAAUGAGAAUAAAAGCACUCACAAGGAUGGAGUCAUACCGUCAUAUGACUCUUAAAGUAUGUUCUCUUGGACCAUUAGGGGGUUGUCCAAACCCUUCUUUUGUUGAUUGCUUGUUAUUUCUCCUGAUGGUCUUCAAUAAAGAUACUCAGUAUGCCAGGGAUCUUGGAAAAUAAUUCUUGUUUAUUUGUAGAUAAAAUAAUAAAAUGGCAAUAUACUAAACCAAUAUAUAUUGGGUGUAGAUAUAGUCCAAUAAAAAGUCUAUCAAAGUUGAAAAUGAGUGUCCAAAACGCGUUUCGCCUGAUUAACAGGCUUCCUCAGUUGGCUCUAAUGUUUCUUCCAAAGUUUUCUUUGUUUGAAAAUGCCGCCGGCCGGCUGUGUCUUCUUUUAUAUGGCACUUCCUGAUUCCGUCUGGUGGAACGCAACGUGCGCUCCACCUACGGCACCAACUUCCGGGACGCACCGCAAGUGGAACGCACGUGCGCCCCAACCCCGUGCGCACACCGGAACUUCAGCACCAACUUCCGGGUGGAGCGUCCGUGCGCUCCAACCCGGCGCCAACCUCCGCAAUGCACCACAAGUGGAACGCACGUGCGUUCCAACUUCAAGCAGCAAAUUUUUUAGGCAUCUUUUUAUACACUUAUAUACUAUUUUUGUGUUUCUUUUACUAUUGGGUAUUAUAUGUAUUUUAUUCAGUUUUUACUGUGCAUUUUUAUAAAUUUUCUAGAAAUGACAUUCUGCCCCUUUAAGAUUGUGAUAGCAAUCUUCUAAAACUAAUAGAAUUAGUUUUUAUUCCUUCUCAUUAAAUUUGAUUUUUACUCUUUUCCAUAUUAUCUGACUUUUUAUAUUUUUAUUUAAAACAUAGCACUUAUAAUUCUAUAUGUCACACUCUAUUGGUGUAAAUAUAGGCAGAACGCCAUUUUUUAUGUUUGCAUUUGGCCACCUGAUGUGAGGCUGGGAGUGGAGCGCACGUGCGUUCCACCUGAGUGUGACCCGGAAGCAGAGAGAGACCCGAAUUUGCUGCUUGAAGUUGGAACGCACGUGCGUUCCACUUGUGGUGCAUUGCGGAGGUUGGCGCCGGGUUGGAGCGCACGGACGCUCCACCCGGAAGUUGGUGCUGAAGUUCCGGUGUGCGCACGGGGUUGGGGCGCACGUGCGUUCCACUUGCGGUGCGUCCCGGAAGUUGGUGCCGUAGGUGGAGCGCACGUUGCGUUCCACCAGACGGAAUCAGGAAGUGCCAUAUAAAAGAAGACACAGCCGGCCGGCGGCAUUUUCAAACAAAGAAAACUUUGGAAGAAACAUUAGAGCCAACUGAGGAAGCCUGUUAAUCAGGCGAAACGCGUUUUGGACACUCAUUUUCAACUUUGAUAGACUUUUUAUUGGACUAUAUCUACACCCAAUAUAUAUUGGUUUAGUAUAUUGCCAUUUUAUUAUUUUAUCUACAAAUAAACAAGAAUUAUUUUCCAAGAUCCCUGGCAUACUGAGUAUCUUUAUUGAAGACCAUCAGGAGAAAUAACAAGCAAUCAACAAAAGAAGGGUUUGGACAUCCCCCUAAUGGUCCAAGAGAACAUACUUUAAGAGUCAUAUGACGGUAUGACUCCAUCCUUGUGAGUGCUUUUAUUCUCAUUUUUAUAUGCUAUAUAUUGUAUAGACAUACUACGCUAUUUGCAUAUAUUCUAUUUUCCAGAUUGUUCAAGGUACUCCACAGCUCCACCUAUAACUCUGUAUGUAUUACACACACACACAAGACUGCUGAAUACAGAGACUGAUGAAUACACAUACAGACAGACUGCUGAGUACACACACACACAGUAUGCUGAAUACAUACACACACAGUCCGCUGAAUACACACACUGCUGAGUACACACACACACAGACUGCUGAAUACAUACACACAUACUGCAUUGAGGGGUGCAGUAUAUAUGUUUGUGUGUGGGGUGCUGUGUGUGUGGGGGGUGCUGCGCGUGUGUGUGGGGGGUGCUGCGCGUGUGUGGGGGGGGUGCUGCGUGUGGGGUGCUGUGUGUGUGGGGUGCUGUGUGUGUGUGUGGGUGCUGUGUGUGUGGGGUGCUGUGUGUGUGUGUGGGGUGCUGUUUGUGUGUGGGGGGUGCUGCUGGCGUGCGUGUGGGGGUGCUGGGUGUGGGGUGCUGUGUGUGGGGUGCGUGUGUGUGUGUGGGGUUUCUGUGUGUGUGUGGGGGUGCUGUGUGUGUGUGGGGGUGCUGUGUGUGUGUGUGGGGGUGUGCAGUGUGUGUGUGUGUGGGGGUGUGCAGUGUGUGUGUGUGUGUGGGGGUGUGUGUGUGUGUGGGGUGCUGUGUGUGUGUGUGUGGGGGUGCUUGUGUGUGUGUGUGUGUGGGGGUGCUGUGUGUGGGGGUGCUGUGUGUGUGUGUGUGAGGUGCUGUGCUGUGUGUGUGGGUGAGUAGGGGUGCUGUGUGUGUGUGUGGGGGUUAGGUGCUGUGUGGGGGUGGGGUGCUGGGGUGUGGUGGUGGGGAGGGUGCUGGAUGUGGUGGUGAGGAGGUGUGCUGGGGUGUGGGAGGAAGGGGUGCUGGAUGUGGUGGGGGGAGGAAGGGGUGCUGGGUGUGGUGGUGAGGAGGGGUGCUGGGUGUGGGUGGGGGUACUGUGUGGUAUGUGUGGUGGUAGGGGUGCUUUGUGGGGGGUAGGGGUAAUGUGUAGGGGUGCUGUGUAGGGGGUAGGGGUACUGUGUGGGGGGAGAGGGUGUGGGGGGGUAAAAGUGUUUAGGAAAAAAAAAAGUAUGCUAAAUCAUUAUCCCUCCCUCCCUCCUUCUUACCUUUAAGGGAGGGGGCGGCACAGCCAUCGUGGGUGUCCGGUGGUGUUAAGUAUGUAGGGAGCAGCGGCAACGCUCCACACAGCUUGCUCGCGGGAGGACAUGGGGGGCUGCUUCACAGAUCCUUCCCCCUGCCUCCGGACACGGAAGCAGAGUAGGCACCUGCCGUUUUGGGCAGGCAGGUGUCUACUCUGCAUUGAUGGCGAACCUAUGGCCGCGUGCCCACAGAGAGGGCCCGGCGUGCCACAGGUUCGCCAUCACUGGUCUAGAUGAAUAUUCUUGUUCUUAGGUAGAACAUUGGCUUAAGGAUAGAGUACAACAAGUUGUCAUUAAUGGUAAAUUUUCAGGCUGGACAAAAGUGGUAAGUGGUGUCUCUCAGGGUUCUGUUUUGGGUCCGCUUCUAUUUAACAUAUUUUUAAAUGAUCUUGAAAUAGGCAUUGAAAGCUAUGUUUCAUUGUUUGCAGAUGACACAAAACUUGGUAAAGUAAUAAAAUGUGAGCAGGAUAUCGCUUUGCUGCAGAGGGAUUUGGAUAGAUAUAUGGGGGGUACUGUUUUACACGGGAGACUUUGCUGAACACAAAUAUUAGUGAUUCAAAACAGUAAAACAUAUCACAGCGAUGAUAUUGUCAGUGAAAGUGACUUUUUUUGCAUUUUUCACACACAAACAGCACUUUUACUGAUGAUAUAAUUGUUGUGAUACGUUUUCCAGUUUUUAAACACUAAUAUUUGUGUUCAGCGAUGUCUCCCGAGUAAAACAGUACCCCCCAUGUACAGGUUUUAUAGCAUUUUUGAAAGUUACAAGGUCAAAUAUAUGGGUCAAAUAUUUUUACAUUGAAAAUGGCCAGGUUGGUUACGUUGCCUUUGAGAGCGUAUGGUAGCCCAGGAAUGAGAAUUACCCCCAUGAUGGCAUACCAUUUGCAAAAGAAGACAACCCAAGGUAUUGCAAAUGGGGUAUGUCCAGUCUUUUUUAGUAACCACUUGGUCACAAACACUGGCCAAAAUUAGCGUUCAAUUUAGUUUUUUUACUUUUUUCACACACAAACAAAUAUGAAUGCUUACUUUGGCCAGUGUUUUCGACUAAGUGGCUACUAAAAAAGACUGGACAUACCCCAUAUUGAAUACCCUGGGUUGUCUACUUUAAAAAAAAUAUGUACAUGUGGGGUGUGAUUCAGAGAUUUAUGACAGAUAAUAGUGUUACAAUGUCACUAUUGAUAAAUUUUAAAAAUGUAUGUUUUGAAACCGCAAUAUCCUACUUGUACCUAUAACAUGCACAAAAAAGAAAAAAAGCACGUAAACACUGGGUAUUUUUAAACUCAGGACAAAAUGUUGAAUCUAUUUUGCAGUUUUUUUCAGUAAAAGUCAAAAAACAUGUAUUUUUUGCAAUUUUUCAUCAUAUUUUUAAAAAAAAUUUAAAAUUAAAUUACAUGAGAUUAUAUAAAUAAUGGUAUGUAAAGAAAGCCCCUUUUGACCUGAAAAAAAAACCAAUAUAUAGUUUGUAUAGGAACAGUAAAUGAGAGAGCGGAAAAUUACAGCUAAACACAAACACCAUAAAAAUAUGCCUGGUCGCGAAUGUACAACUUCGCAAAAACAGUCCAGUCCUUAAGGGGUUAAAGGAUCACUAUAGGGUCAGGAACACAAACAUGUAUUCCUGACCCUAUAGUGUUAAAACCACCAUCUAGCCCCCCUGGGCCCCUCAUGCCUCCCUAAAUAUUGCAAAAUAUUACUGUUUUCAAGCCUGAAGAUGUAACACUGCUUGUUUUUCUGAGGCAAACAGCAAGCAGUCUGCUGACAUCAGCAGAAGUGGUAGCCUUAUCCAAUCACAAUGCUUCCACAUUGGAUUGGCUGAGACUGACAAAGAGGCAGAUCAGGGGCAGAGCCAGCAUGAUUCAAACACAGCCCUGGUCAAUCAGCAUCUCCUCAUAGAGAUGAAUUGAAUCAAUGAAUCUCUGUGAGGAAAGUUCAGUGUCUGCAUGCAGAGGGUGGAGAUACUGAAUGUUUGGAUGCAUUUUAGGCAGGCAUGACCCAGGAGGGAUCUCUAACAGCCGUCUGAGGAGUGGCCAGUGAAGUUCUCACUAGGCUGUAAUGUAAACACUGCAUUUUCUCUGAAAAGACAGUGUUUACAGCAAAAAGCCUGAAGGUAAUGAUUCUACUCACAAGAACAAAUUCAAUAAGCUGUAGUUGUUCUGGUGACUAUAGUGUGCCUUUAAAGUAGAGAAAUGCAAAGUUUUAUGCACUUCGAGCUCAAGAAUGCACAAGCAACUUACACCCUAAAUGGUAAUGAAUUAGGGAUAACCACACACGAGAAGGAUUUGGGAAUUGUUAUAGACAACAAAUUAGGCAGCAAUAUGCAAUGUCAAUCUGCAGUUGAUAAAGCCAGUAAGGUUUUGUCAUGUAUAAAUAGGGGCAUAAAUUCUCAGGAUGAAAAUAUAAUUUUGCCUCUUUAUAAAUCGCUGGUAGGACCACACCUUGAAUAUGCUGUGCAAUUUUGGGCACCUGCACCUGUUCUAAAGAAGGAUAUCAUGGCACUAGAAAAAGUGCAGAGACGAGUUACAAAAUUGAUAAAAGGAAUGGAGCCAGGGGCGGCCUGGGAAGAAAAUUCGACCCGGGCAUUUCUUUAUUACAGCGACCCACAAUAAAGGGGGCAGGGCCAGAUAGGGUAUGUUUUGUCAUCACCAAUGACAAGCACGCCCCAUCACAAAGUAAAGCAUGUUUUUUCAAUGCUCUUCCAGGGCAGACCAUGCGCAGAGUUCUGCUGAAGAGCUCUAGCAUGAGAAAAAGACCCUGUAUUUGUUCUGCACAGCUCAAGCAAAUUUAAUAACCUGCUUGCACUGUGUUUGCUUGAAAUUUGUCUCUGGUGUCUCCAUAGAUGGGAUACCAGGAGACAAAAAUGCCAGGAAAGAGUAUUGUGCAGUGUAAGUGUGUGAGGGUAGUGUGUGUGUGUGCGCGCGCAAGAGGGGUGCAGUGUGCUGUGUGUGAGUGAUGGGUGCUGUGUUUGCGUGAGAGUGCUAUGUGUGUCGGGUGCUGUGAGUAAGGGUGUUGUGAGUGUCACGGGUGCUGUGUGUGUGUGAAAGAGGAGUGCGGUGUGGGCAAGGGUGCUGUGUGUGUGUGCUGUGUCUGAGUGAUGGGUGCUAUGAGUGUCAGGGGUGCAGCGUGUGUGCAUGAGGGUGCAGUGAGUGCCAGGAGUGCAGUGUGUGUGUGUGUGUGGGGGUGCUGUAAGUGUCAGGUGUGCAGUGUGUGUGGGGGGGUGCUGUGAGUGUCAGGGGUGGACUGUGUGUGAGGGUGCUGUGAGUGUCAAGGGUGCAGUGUGUGUGUGUGUGUGUGUAAGUGAGGGUGCUGUGUCAGGGGUGCAGUGUGUGUGUCUGUGUGUGAGGGUGCUGUGUCAGGGGUGCAGUGUGUGUGUGAGUAAGGGCGCUGUGAGUGAUUUUAUCCCCCCUCCCUUCUUACAUUCAGCCGGGGGGGGCGUGCUGCAUUUUCCCGGGGUGCCCCAUGGCCAGUCCGGACCUGAAUUGAGCAUUUUAGUUACGAAGAAAGGUUAAAAAAUUUAAAUCUUUUUUAGUUUGGAAAAACGGCACCUCAGAGGGGAUAUGAUAACAUUAUACAAAUAUAUUCUGGGCCAGUACAAACCAUUAUCUGGAAAUCUAUUCAUAAACAGGGCUAUACAUAGGACACAAUGUCACACAUUUAGGCUGGAAGAAAGAAGAUUUAAUCUAAGGCAAAGAAAAGGUUUUUUACGGUAAGUGCAAUAAGGAUAUGGAAUUCUCUGCCUGAAGAGGUGGUUUUGUCAGAGUCCAUACAGAUGUUUAAACUGCAAUUGGAUAAAUACUUGCAAAAACAUAACAUACAGGGAUAUAAUUUCUAAUUAGUGGGGUAAUAGCUGCUUGAUGCAAGGAGACAUCUAACUACUAUUUUGGGGUCAAGAAGGAAUUUUUUCAUAGUUUGUUGCAAAAUUGGAAGCGCUUCAGACUGGGUUUUUUGCCUUCUUUUGAAUCAACAGCAAAAACAAGGCUGAACUUGAUUGACGCAAGUUUUUUUCCAGCUAGGUAACUAUGUAACCUGUGUGUGUCCACCUAUGUCUGAGGUUAUCAAAUUAUUUUGCAAAGCCUAGGAAAGUUAGCCCCAAUACGUUCACCUUGUCCCAUACCAUUCUGAAUAUCAUUACACUCUUUCAAGAUGGCAUAGAAUGUUUGACAGACAAAUUUAAGUGGUCUUCUGGUAAUAUCUGCACAGUUGCAAAUGGGCACAUAUAUAUCCAAAGCUUUAGACAAUAAAGUUAUCAUUAUAGUUGUGUAGUUUGACACUAGGGUUUUCUCUCUACAUUUGUGAAUGAUUACAACGAAGUAUGGUGGGCAGUUACUGAUGCUGAAUUUUAGCAUAACAGCAUAGUUAGUAAAAGGUUGGGCCACAAUUAAGAUAUUGUUUUUUUUAGAUUCAGAUAUUGUUUUCAAGAUAUUGGGUUCUUGCUUGAAAAUAAAAUUGUUGUUAAUGUUGAGCUAUGAUCACGGACAAGCAACGGUUUAGGACAGUGGCAAACACCCAUUGCUCCCCUUCCUCAUGAUGCUUACAGUGCCUCAUUGUUCACAGAUCUGCAAUUAACUAGUUACUAUCAUGCUAAUGAAGGUCUCACUCAGGGGGCAUUCAGAUUAGUCUGACCAACAAGCAGUUGUUUAGCUGAUUUUUGAAGCAUUAAGGAUUACAUCUACUAAGUGAUCAAGUGAUGAUGUAAUGGGCUUUAUUUUCUCAAAAAGAAGACCAGGGAAUUGUCACUAAAUAUAGUUGGUAAUAUACCCAAUAUCUGAAUUCUAUGUAGGCAAAGCCAAAUGGUCUCAUCCAGGAGCGUAUGGUUUGAAUUAAUAUGCACGUGUGAGGAGAUUAGUGGUGUUAAAUUCAAUGCCUGAAACAAUGAACAGUUUGCCAAUUUUUUCCUCAUUUAAAGUUCCAAAAGCCGUGCUUUCUUCCUAUAUUGGGAAGCAAUUUUUCUGAGCCUGUGAACAAUGUCACAUUUAAGUGAUUGUGUUGGGAAGUUAUUUAUUAAAAACUUCUGGGGCAAAGAUCUAAAAAUAUGGAGCAGUCACCAUGGAAACAGUGGACUGUUCCUGCUGAUUAGUCAACAUUUACAACUUUUCCCCAGAAUUGAGCUUUCUAAAUAACCUCCCACUCUGUAUACCUUGUAGAUGAAGGGGAUGCUGUCACUGGGAUGAGAUGUCUGUGUCACAGCUGCUGACACUUUGAUGUGUUAAUGGGGAUUGUUUGAUAAUAAAAGAUGGAAAACCUGAAUAUUUAUGAAGUUACAGUUUCCGGCUCUCAUUAAUCUGUUUUUCAUCAUCAGAACAUUAACCAAAUCACUCCCAGUGUAUUCCAUUAUGCACGGACCUUACCACAGCACACAGUGACAUGCUGCUCAUCUUUGUUAUCAUCUGUUAAUUAGCAAGCAUCAACAAACUACUCAAUUUAAACAAAUGGAAAUCAGGGCUCAGUUCUCUAGAGCUUCCAAUCUAAUGGACAUUGUAAGAGCUUUGAUACAAAAGUGUAUUGUCAGAUAUGUGUACAGUAAAAAUUGACAAAUUUAGGUCCAGAAACGUACAACUUAGAAGAUCAAUCCAACUAGAAGAAAAGAUCCAGUACUACUUGUUACUUUCCAGUAAAUAUUUGUAUGUGCACCAUGGGUGGCAGCAGUCACCAUUUGUAUUAUUAAAGAAAUAUUUUAAGCUAGCAGUGAAGUGGGAUGAUGUUUUCUGUUUAAGGACUCUUCUCUGUGAACCUCAGCUGGAGAAUAGUCCCGAGCUACUGACCAUAUACUAUGUAAAUAUCAGACAAUAUUCAUAGAGAAAGACCCUGUCUGGAUAUCUAGUCUCUCUAUUCAGUCACAUCCUGUGCUCUCGAUAUUAUGUGGUGAUGUUAGAAACAUACAGGAUGCGCUUUGGAGACCUCAAGUAACUAACUAAUUAAAGUUUUAUGCAGAUUGCAUCAUUAUUGAAAGAGAAUGAGAGGAUCCAAUCAACACCAAGCUCGGCUGCAACAGAUGAUACAGACCUUAAGAAGAUAAAGAAGGUAAUCCAAUGCACACAUCUCAUGCUGACCUUUCAACAACUCCCACCAGCCCUGUCUUUUUCACUUUAGAUAACACUAUGUGUAUGUGACAGGAAUUGAGAAUGGUGUAUUUUUUUACACAGUAAUAAUCUAUGUUAACAAAGUAAUUUAUUUUCAAAGUGUUUUAUCAGGUAGACAACAUUGCGUUUUCUUUUAUUUAUAAAAUAUUUACAAUUGGAUAUCUUAAAGGCACACUGUAGACACUGUAACCAUUUCAUCUCAUUUUUGAGCAGUUUAACUAAAUAAGGGUCCCUGGCCUCCCACAGCCCAGCACCCAUUGAGGUAUGGUUAAGGCAUAGAUUGCGCACUUCCUGCUGUUCAUACCAAUUCAUACCAGUAAUGGCUGUGGUGAUAAGCUGAAAUCAGUCAGCUGAUACCCUCAGCCAGUCACAGCCUACUAUUGCAGCUCACGCUAAUGCUUCCUCAUUACCCAAAGAAGGAGAGAAGGGGUUGACUGCGGGGGACUCUUGUUUAGCAUUAAAACAUUAAAAAUGGAAUAAUGGCAUCAGGAGAGGAAUAAUGGCAUCAGGAGACUUCAGACACUAGAACUACUUCGGUGAGAUAAAGCAUUUACAGUGCCUUCAGUGUCCCUAGUAGUAGUUAUGAACCAGGCAAGAAUGGUAAAGAGUAUGUCUGUCUGGAUUUGGACAAUAAUAACUUUUGUUCUUUUAAGGUAUAAAAAUUGAAAAUGACAUCAGAGCAACAAAAUUAAUGAUGUGUUUUUAUUACUGAGAUGUUUUGUGCUGCAUAUCCUCAAUUGAAAGUCAUAUUCAAUGAUCGCAUUAUAUACUGUAUUUCUCAUAUAGACCUUUUCUCUGCUAAAUGAUACAGCCAUAAUUUCUUAUAAACAGAGCCCUAAUCGUGGUGUUAUUGCUUUGAAGAGAGAUGUAAUUAAGAGGUUUCCAAUCUAAUACUAGGUUAAACGUUAGCUGGGGCAAAAUUCGAAUGGGACUUUGCUAUUUGUUUCCUGCACAAUUUGGUAAUUGUAAAACAUGUAAUUUAUGUUUUACAGAAAAGACUGAGAAUAUUAUGUUAAUAUUUAGGAUUAGUCUUUCAUCUUUUAUAAAAUCCAGGUCAGAUUUAGCUUCAGUAUGUGAUAUAUCUAUUUUCCUAGUCCAGAGGUGACAGUCAGACAGUCACGCACAUUCGGUUACAGGCAGACAGUCACACAUGCAAGGUUACAGGCAUACAGUCACAGAGACAAACACACUGUUACAGGCAGUCACACAUGCAAAGUUACAGGCAUACAGUCACAGAGACAAACACACAUGCAAAGUUACAGGCAUACAGUCACAGAGACAAACAUACAGUUACGGGCAGACAGUCACACACGCAAAGUUACAGGCAGACAGUCACACAUGCAAAGUUACAGGCACACAGUUACAGGCAGACAGUCACACACGCAAAGUUACAGUCACACACACUCGGUUAUAGGCAGACAGUCACACAUGCAAAGUUACAGGCAUACAGUCACAGAGACAAACACACAGUUACAGGCAGCCAGUCACACACGCUCAGUUACAGGCAGACAGUCACACAUGCAAAGUUACAGGCAGCCAGUCACACACGCUCAGUUACAGGCAGGCAGUCACACACACACAGUCACAGGCAGAUAGGCACACACACUCACUCAGUUAAAGGCAGACAGUCGCACACACAAAGGCACAGCUACAGCCAAACACAGUUACAGUCACACAGUUGCAGUCUCAGAUACAGGCACAGUUACAGCCACACAGGCAGACUGUCACAUACACACACAGGCAGACUGUCACACUCACACACCCACCCAUUAUGGCUGGAAGGGAGGAGUGGAUGUAUGCAGCUCCUGUAGCCUAGUUGUUGGGUAAGCAGGAACUCUUUGCUGUGCAGCAGCAGCUUUUAGCUCUGCCUCCCCAGCUAUUUAAUUCUGCCUUUACUACUCGCAAGCUCCGCCCUGAUGAUAUGUAAGCCCCACCCCUGCUGACAUCCUAUUUUCUUUCGUAGUCCCAGUGGAGAAUAAUUAAUCCUCCACCCGGGUACCUGAAUUAGCUCCCCCUGCACUCCUGUCACCCGGCCAUGUGUGAGCUGUGUCGGCCACAUGUCGCCCCCUGAUCCAUGGCACCCUGUGCAGCCGCACAGCUCAUAGAAACAUAGAUAGAAACAUAGAAUGUGACGGCAGAUAAGAACCAUUCGGCCCAUCUAGUCUGCCCAGCUCGAACACCCCUAAGGAUGGCCCUGGCCACAAAGUGGGAAAUACUUGCCCAACUGCCCAGGCCGACUACAUAUGGUGCAUACCUCUGCUGUGACUGCACUCUCUCAUCCAUUUUUGUCAAUGGUAUAUGACAAUUAAAUCAUGCCAGCAGGCCCCCUCCUACAGCAUAACUCACUCUGUCAAACCCUUAUGUCAAAUGAUACAUAAAAUAAUGAAUAAGAUUCUCAUAUUCUAUGUUUGCUUUUAUUUGAGUGCAUUUGCUUAGUGUCUUCCUAAACUAAAAUGGUGAUCUAGAGAGAUAUCAACUACACUUCAAUGACAAGUCCAAAAAAGCACAUAAAUUAUCAUCUGAGGUUACUGUAUAUCUUGUGCCCUUGUGGGCAGGUUCAGUCUGAUAUGCGGUUUGUGUAGGGUUUCUCUGUAAUGGCACAAGUAAGCAAAAACGUGUUUGAUACCUGAACAGGGACUAACCAAAAGUCAGGCUACUGAGGUUUUGCUAAUUCUUAGUGUUCUCAUAACUGACUGUUUUGGCUUCAACACACACAACAACACAAAACACCAGACCCACUCCUACAGCAUACCUCCAUUUCUACUGCUACAUACAAACUCUGUCUCUCUAAACAUUUGAUUAAAGUUGACCUUAUAAGUUUGAAUAAUGUAAGGUGCUGGAGGAAGUGAUUACUUCUUCUGAAGAUAGGACCAAUAACUGAGCAGCAGCCUGGUUGGCUUGAUUUCAAUUUGAUGAUAUCAAAACAAGGAUAUCUCUAUUUUAACAUUAUCUUAUGCAAUAAUGUGCCCCAUGUCUUCCCCACCAGCUUAAUAUCUUUUCUUUUUGAUUGCUUCUGUCACUCUCCCCCUAUGAUGCAACCCUGAUAUUCAUUGCAUACCUCACAAGAUCUGUUAUCAGCUGAUCAUGUGUAUUUUCUUACGUGUUGAAACCUUGUCAUUUACAUAUUAAAUGCCAUAAAGUUACUGGGCAUAAAUGGACAGUAUUCCCCAUUGUUGUAUCCUUAAAAAGAAAAAUACUCACAUUUUGAUGAUAAAGAAAAAUGUACUUUAAGGCACCCUUAAUGAUAUAGCUGAUACCUGAAGAUGGUGUACUUCAUUACUUUUAGCUUUUCAUAGUAGCGCAAGGUCAUUACAGAGCUGAAGGAACAUCAGAUGUAAAUAUUCAAUUGCAAGGUAUAGGCGGAGUAUAAAUUUUACCCUUUAAAACUGUUAAUUGACAAUAUGGUGAAAAGGCAAUUGAGGGGUACAUUUUAUUAAAUUAUAUAGAUGUGUUGUCAGUCAUUGUCUGAUCAUUCAUGUCUUUCAUCAGGUGCAAAGUUUCUUGCGUGGCUGGUUGUGUCGAAGGAAGUGGAAAAGCAUAAUCCAGGAUUAUUCAAGGUCUCCCCAUGCAGACAGCAUGCGCAAGAGGAACCAGGUUGUGUUUAGUAUGCUAGAAGCUGAGGCGGAGUAUGUUCAGCAGCUGCAUAUACUGGUCAACAAUUUCCUGCGACCACUGCGCAUGGCAGCUAGUUCUAAGAAACCACCAAUCACACACGACGACGUCAGCAGCAUUUUCCUUAACAGGUAACUGCUGAAAAUUGGCUAAUGCUAACUUGGGUUAGAAGAACACAGCCUGUAUGUUUAUUAAUGAACUCUGUAAAUCUGUAUCUAUGUAUAUGUGGCAAAGGAAAACAAGAAGCACUGGACCAAUGGCAUUUUUAAGACAUUGCCCUUGUAAUGUUUGGCAUUUUUUCUUUUACAGUGAAACCAUCAUGUUUUUGCACCAGAUCUUUUACCAAGGGCUGAAAGCACGAAUCUCCAGCUGGCCCACCCUGGUGUUGUGUGAGAAUAAUUUUUUUUCUCCCAGUCACCAUGUCCCUACAUAUUCAUUGUAUCAAUAUCUUGCCAUUCUCUGCACCAUUCUCUGUGCUUCUUUUAAGUGUUAAUGUCUCUAUGUUCCUUAGCCGUGUCCUGUUGGUAAUCUUUGACAUAGUGAUCUCUUUCUGUUUCUGUCACACACUCUCCCAGUCAUGAUGUUACAAUGCUUUUGUUAUCUCUUUCCUCAGCUGACCUCUUCGACAUCCUUCUGCCAAUGCUGAACAUCUAUCAGGAGUUUGUAAGGAACCACCAGUACAGUCUUCAGAUCCUGGCUCAUUGUAAACAGAACCGAGACUUUGACAAACUACUAAAGCAUUAUGAAGCCAAGCCAGAUUGUGAGGAGCGCACUCUGGAGACCUUCCUCACCUAUCCAAUGUUUCAGGUAUCUCUCACCUAGGAAAGAUAUUAAACCAAUCCAGCAGUAAAAGGAGAAGUGUACAUUUGUAAUUUGUGAUAUUAAUCAAAUAGAAAGAAUCUCAGCCUUGCUUAGAAGAAGAGAACAAUAAUAUGUAAUCAAAAUAUGGGAGCACAUUGUCAAAACACACUGUCUUUUUGUUGCUAGAUCCCAAGAUACAUCCUCACUCUGCACGAACUGCUUGCUCAUACACCUCACGAGCAUGUGGAAAGAAAUAGUCUGGAAUAUGCCAAAUCCAAACUGGAGGAGCUGUCAAGGUGAGAAUACAGAUAUAGCUGAAAAUGAAGUAUAUGCCCAAUCAUUUAAUCUGUACUCUGUACAUCUGUGGAAGAGAGGCUGCUAAACAUGAGUUGCAAGGUUACAAGACAGGAGCUAACAUGUUUAACAUGGAAACGUAAAAAUCCUAUUGUUGGCUUUUUAACACCCAUUUGUAACCCAUUGAACGUCAAAGGGAAUGAGCAAAUGGAAGCCAAAACAGAAAUACCACAGUCAAGACUACUUAAAACAUUUUAUAUUGCUUUUUUAAUGCUGGAGUGUGUUUUGAAAGAUCGUUUGUGUAAAUCAGUAGACAAGGAUAUUUCAUUCAAUUGUUUCUAUCUCUCUCCCCUCUAGAAUAAUGCAUGAUGAAGUCAGCGAAACAGAAAAUAUUCGUAAAAAUCUGGCCAUUGAGAGGAUGAUUGUCGAAGGCUGUGAGAUUUUACUAGAUACAAGUCAGACCUUUGUGCGGCAAGGUAAAGUAUUUAGCAUUCAUUUAUCAUAAAGUAGCUAAGCAUAAGACCAGGUAGUUGAGAGAGGCCGGCCAAAAUGUUUGCUGGAGCACACAGUAGACCCACAGUGCAUCAUUUAAAGGACCACUCUAGGCACCCUGACUACUUCAGCUUAAUGAAGUGGUCUGGGUGCCAGGUCCAGCUAGGGUUAACCCAUUUUUUAAUAAACAUAGCAGUUUCAGAGAAACUGCUAUGUUUAUUAAUGGGUUAAGCCUUCCCCCUAAUCCUCUAGUGGCUGUCUCAUUGACAGCCACUAGAGGCGCUUGAGUGCUUCUCACUGUGAUUUUCACAGUGAGAGCACGCCAGCGUCCAUAGGAAAGCAUUAUGAAUGCUUUCCUAUGUGACCGGCUGAAUGCGCGCGCAGCUCUUGCCGCGCGUACGCAUUCAGCCAACGGGGCGGAACGGAGUAGGAGAGAAGGAGGAGAGCUCUCCGCCCAGCGCUGGAAAAAGGUAAGUUUAAACCCCUUUCCCCCUUCCAGAGCCAGACGGGAGGGGGUCUCUGAGGGUGGGGGCACCCUCAGGGCACUAUAGUGCCAGGAAAACGAGUAUGUUUUCCUGGCACUAUAGUGGUCCUUUAAGGACCUUUGCAAUAAAACACCUAGGAAAUUCAAGAAAUCUCAAACCCCUAUAUGUUAUCUCUGAUCCGAUCUAUAGGACAUAUUGCAUCAUGACGAUAUGCUUAUCUUUAAAAGGACACACCACUGCCCAAAUAAUAAAUAUAUAUAUAUGAAUCAGAAAUAGUCAGCUCGAAUUUUGCUUCACUGACCUAAACAAACCAGGAAGUAAGAGAAGCUGUUACACAGACAGGGUGUAACCAGGUUAAUGUAUAAAAGUACCAAUUUAUAUGCUUUUUUUCUGUGCUUUUUGUUAAAUGGAAAAAAAAACACACACUCUUCACACACAAACACUUCAGCUUUAGUGCUCAGGAGUGUCCCUUUAAUUUGGUUAAGGUUUUGAAGAGAGGUGUAGGGAGAGUUACAGAUCCAGUCAUUGAUUAUUUAACCCCUUAAGGACCAAACUUCUGGAAUAAAAGGGAAUCAUGACAUGUCACACAUGUCAUGUGUCGUUAAGGGGUUAAAGGACACAGUGCAGAGUGUCAAAGAGCCUAAUGUGUGCUUUAGGGGUCAGGAGUGUCCCUUUAAUGUGGUUAAAGUUUUGAAGAGAAGUGUAGGGAGAGUUACAGAUCCAGAGUGUCAAAGAGCCUAAUGUGUUGACCUGAUGGAGAGAGAAGUGAUAGUCUUAGGCAUACUAAAUAGCUUUGAAUACAUUUCUACCUUUGUUGUUCCUUCUCAUUUUUUCAGCAUGUCUCCACAUCCCACACACACCAUUUCCCAUCCCACACAUUUCUUCACCCUUCCACAAACUACUGAACUCCCACAUCCUUUCUCCUUCAUACACUCUUUGUUUAAAGAGAGACACAUACAAGGAGUGGGAGAGGGAAAGAGACAGAAAGAGACAAAACUACACAGACUGCCCUUGUUUACUGAUGUCCAAUCCCCCCCAACUACUAGAGUGUUCCAAAACUCUAUGCCUUGACCUACCCACCACCCCAAACACACACACACCUUCCCAUUUCCUAGAACAGGUAAUUUCUACUAAACUCGGAACAAUACUCACCAAGUUUAAGACCGAACCCUAUAUUGCCGCCAUAUAAUAAUAUACCUACCAUGUUUCACUUUGUAUCACUACCUGCUUUAUUUAUAUAUAUAUAUAUAUAUGUAUAUAUAUAUAUAUAUAUUAUACAGUAUGUGUCUCUUGUUUCUAAUGUGCUAUGAACUGUAUUUCCAAUACUGAACUAACUUUUGGAGUUGAAUGCAGUUUUCUGACGCACAAUAAACAUAGAAUAAUUACAAAAAAAGAGAGAUUUGAAUAUCGGCAUUCCUCACACUUAAAACAGGUGAGUUUUUUGAAAAGGCAAUACAAUUUGAAACAAUGUAAGACCAUGAACAUUUUUCAAAAGUUGGGUUAUAUAUAUAUAUGGAGUUAGGUUUCCGACCAAGGUUCUGAAACUCUACCUGCUUGUAAAAAUGAUAACACAGAUAAGAUUUCAUUAAAGCGUCUAUCUAAGCACCAACACCACUUUAAUUCAAUUAAAGUGGUUUGGGUGCGGAAAUCAUGCUCCAUCAAAGAUGGUGGAUCGGCUUAACUUUAAACUAUAUUGUUCAAUUGCAUUAAAAUUAUUAUUUUGUAACUAGACCUUUACUUUAAUUGCAUUGACUUGUCUUAGAUAUGUUGUACCGUAUCCAACUGAGAAUUACAAUCCUUACGACUACUUGGUGUGCUUCUCUGCUUACUAUACCAAAUCAACAGUCAGUCAAGCUUGUUAACGAAUAUAUAUGCACACUAAAGAUAUGAACUAUCCUCCAUUGUCACCAAAUUAAAACCUAUGUAUAGAUAGACCAAUUACUAGCCGAAAGAUUAUUAUUAUUUCUAAUGUGCCAACAUAUUUUGCAGCAUUGCACAACAACUGAACUUACUGAUUCUAUGCAAUCAUACAAAGCAGCAGGUCCAGAUGGAUAUCCUGCUGAAUGAUAUAAGCAAUUUAGGAAUCUGCUUGGAGUACACAUGCUGGAAAUGUUUAAUUAUGUUUAAAAGAUUCAUCUUUGCCAGAUCUUAUGUUUGCCAGCUGACAUAAGCUUGGGAAGGUUCUGUCAUUAUGUGGUUCUUACAGGCAAUCUCCUAAUUAUGUGCUGAAGUGAGAAAUUUUGGCAAAAAAUAUCUUCAAAAAUUAACAAAAUAAGGUUGUUGUUUUUUAAGAUUACUUUUACUGAAAUUCGCUUUUAGACCAGAACUCAAUACAUUCAAAUAAUGUUUCACAAUAUUAAAACCACAAUUCAACCAGAAGAACUACUGGUGGACCUGUUUGUGUUGAAUCAAGCAUCCUUCCUUUUCUCUGUGUUCCUUUAACCGUGGAACCCAUGGCAUAGAAAGUUUGUGAUGUCUUCAAACAAAUGCAUUACAGACAGGAUUGUCACAGUACCUCUGUCUUGGCUGUCUGCUGGGAGUGUUGUUAGUUUAUCAAACUCAAGUCUCCUCUGUCCUCCCCGAUGCCAGCAGCACUCUUUUUUUUACAAUUAAUUGAUGGAUUGACAUGGUGAUCCAUGUACCUUCAGUGUGCAUUCGCACCCACACCCAUUUGGAAAUACACCAUGUGAUAAUUUUACCUCUUUACUGAAAUCUCCUUUUCAGAAUCAUCAGUGCACAAUUUUCUCAGGUUUUUAUGUAUGUUGUUCCUUAUAUUCUCUAUACUCUUUGAAUUACCUGACUUGUUUGUAGUCCCUGAUCUGGUUAGUAUUAUCACUGGUUUGUACCCCUGCACCCUAGACCUUGGUUCUCUACUGACUACAAAUCUGUACCUUUGCCUUCUCUGAGCUCAUUUUGCAAUGCGUCCAGUUCACUUUAACCCAUGUAAGUUGUCAUACUGUACUGAUAUGUUUUGACUACUUACUGUUAAAUGACACCAGAGCAAUGCUACUGUUAUAACCAGCAUAGCGUCCUGCAGGGGUAGAGUGUGUCUUUAAUGAUUCCAUAAAGAUUGUUGGAAUCUUUGUUGGAAUGAUUUUGAUUGUUUAAACUUUUACAGAACCAAUAAUGGUAAAAGUAUUCACAAAAAGUGGGUGCGAGGAGGUCAGACAGCCAUUUCAGAUGGACACAACUUCCAUGAGCUCCAUCAUACACAAAACGACUUGGCAUUUCAAAAUGUUUUUGAAAAAAAUCUUGAAUUCCUGCUGGCGUUUAAACACGCAACAACAAAUCUUUCCAAAUCGACUUUCUCUAUGAAAAUUUUCAUCAGUUCUCAAUUCUUUAAUUUGCGUGGCCUAGUUGGCAGUACUGCCUUGCGACACAUCCAAUCUCCUUGAGGGUAAAAAAAAAAACACUUCACUUUAAUUCUGUAAUUAUAUGUUGCCUCUGUUUGUAUUGCAAAUAUUGAAAAAAGGGGCAUCCAAAAGCCUUUGUCUAAGACUCUAAGUCAUUGAUAUUGGCUGAAGUUACAUGUUUUUGACAUAUCAAUGUAAUGGUAACAUAGAAAAACUGCUGUAUAUUUUAAGCUGAUUAAACUUUUUUUUUCUUUUUUUCCUAUUUUCUCAGGAUGUUUAAUACAGGUCCCUAUGUCUGAGAAGAGCAGGGUGACGAGGGGACGUCUUGGAUCUCUAUCUUUAAAGAAGGAAGGAGAGCGCCAGUGUUUCCUAUUCUCCAAACACCUUCUGAUCUGUACACGCAGUUCUGGAGGAAAAUUGCAUCUCACCAAGGUAAGUCUCCUAAAGUAGGAUCGAAUUAGAUGAAAUCUCCCUGCAUGCAUGUGGCAUUUUUUACCCCGUCUCAUGCUUAGGUUUGAUAUGGGAAGACAGACAGGAUGGAGCAGGGAAAGGACUUAUAUACGACAAAUGUUUUCUUUCCUGCUUACUCUGGCACACAUGUAAUAUAAUGAUAACUGUUAUCCCAUACCUUCUGCCUGUAAUACAGCAUGUUCAAAAUGGAGCAGGGAAAGGAGAUCUGUGCUAUUGCAACAGGCUACUAUUUAAUAAGGAUGAUGUCAUGGGGUGCAGGUCACCGAGGGCCCAAUCAGACUCCAAAUGCAUUUUUACUUAAUUGGUCAAGUUGACACGUUCUUAGAACUUUUAAAACCCAAUAUAAUUCACACAUUCUUUGCUGGUUUCCAUAGUGGCCUAUUUGCAUUGACUUUUAAAAUAUUUUCCGAUUGAUUUACUGAUGUGCAAGCAAAGUAGUGUCAGCUAAAAUAUUACAUGCAUAUAUUUCUUCUAUGAUCCAUCCAAUUUGCUAAUGAGACUUGUAAUUAAAAAAACUUACCUAACUUGACAGGUCAGGGUAAAUAAUGUCUCACCAAAAUGCCCUCAAUGGCCAAAUGAAAUACAUGUGUUAAUUUUUUGUGAAUUCCAUAGUUUUCAAACAAAUGGAAAUCCACCCAUACAUUAAAAUAUUGCAUGUACUACAGCCUAAAUAUUUAUUUCCAUGUGUAUUUUUGAUAAGUCAGCUCUACUGAUGCUCAGCCAUCAUUACAACUAGAAGGGAAGUCAAUAUUAUGCAAACACAAGGGAUCUUCGUAAGGAAUCUAUAAAUAUAGUCAUAAAUGAAAAUUGUAUGUAGGUUUAAAGGGACACUCAAAUUGAAGAAAAAAAUAUAUCACCAUUGCUGCCUAAAUUUUGCUCUUCAGGUCUCAGUUUGUUAAAAAUUAUGUUUAAUGUAUAAAACCACCUUUUUUGUUUGGGAUAGUUUUGUGUGCUUUGCAGUAACAAAGAAAUGUGCUGCAAUGUAACUUUCUUGAAACAUUUUUACGGGGUGAAUUAUGCGAUCUGGAACAGGCCUACAUGAUUUUUCACUAGUUUGCAUGUGAUUUAGUGCAUGUGCUGAUUUCUGUGCUUGCCUAGAGCAGUAUCAACAUUCACUGCCAGCCAGUUAUUAGAGGUUCUUGGCAAAGGAUAGUGAGGUGAGAAAAUUAGUACAAUAGAUUUUGUAUAAAACCGUCACUCAUUUGAAACUGCCGUAAGUGACUGUCAUGACUGGGGCAGCCAAAUCUAUAACAUUUUAUUAAAUACAAAAACAGAUCAUUCUAGAACAUGUUAGUAACCUCCUGUAUGAGAAUCCUUAUCUGUGAAAUUUUCUCUUUAAGGUUUUAUCUUAGAGAUUUUAAAAUCUGUUUCAUAAGGUUUUAUGUUUUAUAUUAACAUUGCAUAGAAAUUGAGAUGAUUACGAAGCCCUUUUUAGCUAUUGUUUGAAUUCACAAGCACCUGGAAUGUCGUGUAAAUUGAUUGUCGUGAUUAUUGUUAAGGUAGGAAUUAGCUUAUCAGCCUCGUAAUUAAUGAGUUCUCAACGUCAGGUUCCUUACAGGAUCAGCCUUAUGGUGUUCACAAAAUGCUUCAAAAUCCCUAUUCCUGAUGGAUAUUUAUGUGAUGCCUUGCCAGUUUGCUUGUUUAAUUUGCUUCUAGAUUGUUAGAGCACUGAUUGUUGGCUGUGGAUGAUGAACAUUUGUAAUUGGUGGGUCAUUCUAUUCACUGGAUGCCACUGGCUGCUGUUGGCCAACAAUAGCCAGAUGCAUUUCUCUCGUUAGUGGUUACCUGUGAUUGCUGAAUUGUAUUGCAAUUACUAUUAAAUUUAGGUCUGAUUGUGAACAUAUCUCAGUUUGUUGCAUGGUUCCCAUUGAUGAUGGCCUGUUUUCAGGAUGUCUGUUUUAGUAAUUGCAUUUUCUGAUAGUACUCCCUGGUUGUUGGAUUAGUCUGAUUAGAAGGCUGCCUUGUGCUGACAUGCAUUAUGUUUUUGUUUUCACCAUAAUAAAAUUAUGUGUUUUAAGUUAUUAUUAUGUAAAUGCAUGGAUUAUUUAAAAUCGAUUGUUACACUUUAGUAUGUUAACGGACUACCCGUGUUGUAUAAUGUGAUUCGUGGCUAGAUUAAGCCACUAGUCAAGUUACUUAUAGCGAAGAGUAAACAAAAAGAACUAAAGCCCAGGAAGCUACUUAAUAUUCUGAUUUGGUCUGAGAUGGCCUUCUGGAAGAAGAAUGGCUAAAUAGUACCUACAUUUGCACCACGACAAUUGUAACAAAUUAGAAAAAAAAUCAACAUAAUACAUACAACUUAAAUUAGAUGAAGCCCUACUUCACAUGACUUUGUACACUGGUAUACUGUUAAAUUCGAUAUCUGAAUGCUAGAUGUAUUUAUGUAAUUAUUAAAUUUAUUACACAUUGGCAGAAAUCGCCUAUUUCUGUAUGUUGUUUUCUGAAACGGCAUUUUUUCCCCCCCCCCCUUCCAUUGUAGAAUGGAGUAAUAUCGCUCAUUGAUUGCACAUUAUUGGAGGAUCAAGAUGAUGAUGACAGUUAGUAUACACCCUUGAAAAUCUAAUAAUCUUCAUUUUUACUAAAAGCAUCCAUAAUUUUCCCAACCACCCAAUCCCUUUGUCAUGCUACUACCCAUGCCAGUAGAUACCUCCAUAAACAAAAUCCAUUUCAUCCUUCUACUUUGAAUCCGUUUCAGUUCCUUCCAGUCACGUUUUGUAUUUCUUUGUUUUUUGACACCUACUUUCCCUUUACAGCUAGACCCCUGACACAGGAUGGUGAUCACCUAGACUUUAAGAUCUCUGUGGAACCUAAAGACUCUCCGCCCUUUGUUGUCAUACUCCUGGCCUCAUCCAGGCAGGAAAAGGCAGCCUGGACAAGCGACAUCAGCCAGGUCACCAUAGUGAAAUCAUGUUCCCAUCAUCCCAACACCAUUAAUAACACUACGGCACAACUGUGUGUAGUUGAUAUUUUAGACACAUUAUCAUUAUACACAUAAUCUGCUUUCUCUUUUGUUUUGUAUACUGGACGUAUACCGAUCAUGUAUUUCCCGUUCUCCACUUUUCACGUUGGCUCUCUUUGUUUACAGAUUUUUGCUUUAUACUCUCUUUAGUCUAAAUAUUGCCCUGCAUUCUGUGUUUUUCCUUACCUGCCUUCCCAAUAGAGGCACUCCGUUACAGGUUUCCUCUAUACGUCCAGCUCUGUAUGGCAUUCUUCAAGGGGGUUUACUAUCAAUCCAUAUUCUAAUUCACAUUUAACAUGUGUACAUACUAAGAUUUCCUGUCAAAUUAGAUUUCAUUUUAAACUAAAUGGACACUGAAGUACUUUAUGGCCCUAUUAGAGUUACUCCUACUAGUACUUCCACUUGUAGAUACUGUGCCCUACUCUACUUACUCUGAAUGUCCAUUCCUAUUUGUACGACGCUGUGUUUAAGGAAUUGACAGUUCCUCUUCGCUAUAUAUUAUGCUUUAAGUAGCAUAAUGUCAGUCUUGAAGACUGGGUUAAAGAGCCCUGAUGAAUAAUCAUUUCUUAUUCUUUUGUGCUAUCAUUCCAUGUAACAUAGUUCUGUCUUCUGUUCUCUCGUCCAAGUUCAUUUUCAACUUUCAACCUGUUUAUGAGCCAAGUACUCAAUUUAGUAUUGUUGGAUAAGCAUUCAAAAAAUAAAAUAUUAUGCAACAAUAUUUAAAUAUUUGCAAUGUUUUGAUGUUUUUCAUAUAUGUUUUGCAUAGAUGAUAUAAAAUGGUUUAAAAGGUUAUCCAAAAAUAUGAAAUUGUUUGAGAAGCUGAUCCAACAAUAGUAAAUCAAGGCUAAGACUGUAGGUUCUAAAAUAGGUGGAACACUAAUUUGUGUCCGUGAGUGCUUUCUAACCGUGAGUACGCUUUCCUCCAGUGUGUGGAUAACAUUCGGUGCAAUGGGCUUAUGAUGAACGCGUUUGAGGAGAACUCCAAAGUUUCCGUACCACAGAUGAUCAAGUAAGUUGGGCAGAAAUUUUGAUUGCAAAUUACACCAUACAUUUUGAGUAUUUUUUUUUUAAGUGAGCUGUCAAAUAUGAAUCACCACCACCACUACUUUCACGCAGCCAUUUGUCUCUGCUGUUUAUUUUUUUUUCAUUAUCUGUGCAGCCAUCAGGGUUUGAAUAAAUCACCUGAGAACCACAGGUGUAAAGCACUCGUAAUAUGCACAUUUAUUGCAUUGUAAAUGUGUUUUCAUGAAUUCCGAUGCAAUGCAUUGCUUUAAUGCAGACUGAUCACAUAAUUUGGAAGUCUGUAACAUACUGCAUGAUUCCACAGGUCUGACAGCACUCUGUACUGCGACGAUGUAGAUAUUCGCUUCAGUAAGACGCUGAAUUCAUGCAAGGUUCUCCAGAUUCGUUAUGCAAGUGUCGAGAGGUUAUUGGAACGUCUCACAGAUCUGCGUUUUCUGAGCAUCGACUUCUUGAACACGUUCUUGCACUCGUACAGAGUUUUCACCUGUGCAGAUGUCGUUCUUGAUAAGCUUAUAGCUAUUUACAGAAAACCAGUCAGUGCCAUCCCAGCCAGGUGAGGAAUAUUCUAUUAAUCUGAGCUUUAAUCUGUCCAACUUUUAAUCAGAGCACUCUCUUAAAUGGAGGACAGCUAUCUGUCAAGCAUCAACCUCUCACACUGAGCUCUCAUUUCUUCUUCUGUGGACAUUCAUCUGUACACUGUCUUUUCUUUCAUGGAUAUUCCAUCUGUAAGCUGUCUCUACCUAUAUGAACACUAAUUUAUAAGAUAUAUCAUCCCUUCAUGUACUGUUACAUGUCAAUCAUGCUGCCCCUCUUUGUGGACAGUUAUCUGUCAGACAUCUCUACUUCUCUUGUACCCAAAUCUAUUAGUCAUCUUGUCCUCUCAUGACCCUCAUCCGUCAGUCAUCCCUUUCUCCCAUGGACACUAAUAUUUAUUAUUCUCAUGGACGUUAUCUGUCAGAUUGGGUUCUAUUUCAUGCAGAAAACUCUCUGAGCAACAAAAGUUGUUCUCACAUGGAUGGCGAUCAGUCGUAGAAACUCUCACAGACAGAUCUCAGACAAGGUUCUCUCUUGCACGUGGACAACUCUGUUUUGCAUGAUAACUGAUAGAAAAUGAUUUUGUCAAAUGGAACACUCUCAACAGAGAAUUAUUUGUUAGAUUCAAUUGUAUCACUGUCUUAAAUUUACAUUUACCAAGCAUGGACACUUGUCUUCUCACACCGAGCUCUCUUUUAUAUAGAUUGUGAUCUCACACUGAUCUUAUCUUACAUUUACUAAAAGUAUGCUUGCCUUUUAUUUAUUUCAUUUUCAUUUCCCAGGUCUUUGGAGCUUCUUUUUGCCAGCAAUCAGAGCAAUAAGCUUCUGUAUGGUGAGCCCCCAAAAUCUCCUAGAGCAACCCGCAAAUUCUCAUCUCCACCACCCCUGUCCAUCACCAAGUCCUCUUCACCAAGCCGCAGGCGCAAAUUAUCUCUCAACAUUCCUAUUAUCACUGGUGGAAAAGCUCUAGAUCUUGCAGCUCUUGGAAGCUCACCUAAUGGAUAUUCUAAUUCCAGUCCUGCACCUCCACCUUAUAGCAAGACCACCCUAGACAUUAAUAAGCUCUAUGUGUCUGGGAGUUUCCCCAGCAAGGUGGGAGAAGGAGAGGAACCACCAGCUGAAAGAGACGAGGAGCCUGUGCUACAAAAACAGAGUAAGUUUAAAUAAUUGUGUGGAAGGGAAAUAUAAGGUGAUAGUGAAAGAAUAUAAGUUAGUGGGGUUAUAUUAGAAAAUGGUAAUUCUGUAAAUUCACCAAUUCUCUUACAGCCUCUGAAGUUUCUGGCCGCGUAGAAUCAGAUACUGAACAAAACAGUGAUGAGGCUGAAACGGAUACUUCACCGACCCGAUCUCCAACCACCCCAAUAUCUCAGCGAAGCCGGAACUCUGCAGGUUAUUUUAUUUUCUCACAUGAUGUUGUGCUGUCAGUUUGAAAAUAUGUGAUUUACAGAUCAUUCCCUAUUAAGCUCUAAUGAGCUGUAAAAGUUAAAAACUGGCUUUUAUUUCUUUUGCUGUAUUCUGCUCAUAUGAUUUCACCCUUCAAAACCAUUUCUGUUUAAACUUUAAUUUAAAUUAUAUAAAAAAAACUACAGAAACUUGAAACUGACUAUUUUGCACAGUCACUUUAUAUACAAUGCUUUUUACAAAAGUAAUAUGUUUGACUAAUUUUUAUGCUCGUCCUUCCUUGCAUAGAUUUCACACUCUUUUCAUACAACAAUGGAAUUGUGAUGACUUCCUGUCGAGAACAUGACAACAGCCGCAGCAACCUAUCAGCAGCUUCUGCCUUCGCUAUUGCAACUGCUGGUGCAAAUGAAGGUACUCCCACCAAGGAGACAUACAGGAGGAUGUCUUUGGCCACAGCAGGUAAGGGAGAUUCAUAAGACACGAGGUUCGCAAAUUCGGAAGGGAGUGUGCUAUGUUAAAAGCAUUUGGGAAGGAACUAGAUACAUAAAAAAUUUAAGGUUUAAAUAUAAAUUAAAGGAAUACAAACCUCUAUUCCUAAUGCUUUAGUGUACCUGAACCUUUUGAUAGAGGUCCUCCCCAAGUGUUUCCAUAUUUUUUUUUAUUUUCUUUCCUUUUACCAGCACAGAAGCUCCCCUGGCGCUGCUUACCUCUUCUUGUCCGGCGACAUAAUGGAGGAGGCAUAGCCUCCAGCAACAGUACAAUCCAAUGCCUUAUGCAUCCAAGCUUCCCAAUUUGGAGGCAUCGAAUCAAUUCUUUCCUAUGGGGGUUUUACUCAGUUGUUGCAGUGGUUGUUUAACCCUUCAAGAUAAACAUUGCAGUUUAAAAUUACAAGAAGAGGAAUGUAUCUAAUACAUGAUGCGAGAUAUAUGCAUCAAGAGAAGGGGUUCAAAAUAGCCAACAAAAGGCCUACUAUAUAGGCCAGACAGAACCACUAAAAUUAACACAGACUAGCGACCGCGCUGUUUUCAUUCUAUAUUUCUAUUCAAACAUAUAUAGUGUUUAUUCCUAUUUUUGCAGAUCUUAUUAAUUUUCAUAGCUCUAUCUUGACUAAUAGAUCUUUGGGGGGUUGGAGUUAGGUGCCCUUGAAGGCACGGGACACAUAUUUAUAUAGAGGGUGCUACCUUUUCUCAUAUCGUUAACUAUAUUUUUUUGUAUCAUUGGACAAUUUUGGUAUAUGAUACUUUGUAGCACUGGUUAUUGCUACUUGAUUUUUACAUGUGUCUUUGUUCUACUCUCUCCCUCCUAGCUAUUCUCAUGUAUGCUUUACUGUCGGUACAGCGAUUAUUGGCUGCUGCCGUUCUAUAUAUACCCCUUAUAUCUAGUUAAUUAGUGGUAUCCUUCGAUUUAGAUUACCACUUUAACCACUUCAAUACUGGUUUGAAUAUCAGCUCAACGUUCAUUUAAUGAUCUCAUUUUUCUUUUACUGAUAUUUAUGACUUCUUCUCAGAUAUUUAAAGGACCUAUAUAGUCCAAUAGCAUUUUCUGAUAUUUCAAGCAACAGACUUUAUAAUCUAUUGUUGAACCACCAGGGUGUUUGAAUGUAUGGCACAUCAUUAGCCACUAUGGACAGGAACAGCUUUCUAGAUUAUGUCACACUCACUGGUUGAUAGGACCUAUAUUAAUCUACUAGCUUAGUUUUGGUCUCCAUAGUACCAGACCACACCACUGAUUAUUCAUCCAUUAGAUCGGCAUUCUGCUCUUCUAACCUGACUUAUUACCAGCUACUACCGAUAGUAAUAGUUUCUUAUAUUUUGAUCUGCAAUUAUAUUUUGUUUUUAUUAUUUUCAUACGACCUGUAUUUAUAUUUAUAUUUUAACUUUUUGGUGUUUAUAGGUAGCACAUAUUUGGGUUACAUUUUUGUAGUGUUUAAUAAAUCUUUAUUAUUUUUUGUUCUUUCAUUUUAGUGGUUCUGUCUGGCCUAUAUAGUAGGCCUUUUGUUGGCUAUUUUGAACCCCUUCUCUUGAUGCAUAUAUCUCGCAUCAUGUAUUAGAUACAUUCCUCUUCUUGUAUUUUUCAUUUUCUAUCAGGGGUUACCCCCCACUUCUAUUGUGUAUCUAAUCUGGCUCUACUCACUUACUGUUCAGUUUAAAAUUACAGGACCACUGCACCCAGGCCACUCCAUUGAGACAAAAAUGUCCUGGGUGACAUUAGUGGUCCUUUAAGUAUAGUGUCUUAUGAGCGAAUACAUGAAAGUACAAACAGAUGCAAAUGGUUUAGAAAGUGCAGAAUAAAGUGAUAUAAUUCAGAAUGAGUUGGAGCUCUAUAAGAGUAGAGGAGCUAUUCCUUGUCGCCAUGCACCCUCAAACAGCAUAUCCCCUGUGUUUAAGCGCAACCGGUGAUGGAUGAACUGUCCAGCUUCGCUUAUAACUCUUCUGUGUGUGAGCUUUUGUGAUUUGUGUAUGCCACAGGCUUCCCUUCAGAUCAAAGGAAUGGAGACAAAGAAUUUGUAAUCAGGAGAGCAGCGACAAACCGUGUGCUGAAUGUACUGAGACACUGGGUGUCUAAACAUGCACAGGUACCUUGAGAACCCCUGAAGUGGCACAGAGUUCUUUCACCCAUGCAAAUAACUAAUGUGAAUACCCUUUUUGCAUGCAAAUAUACAUUCCUAUCUACAACGUUUUAUUAAUUUUCAAACAGCCUACCAACACCAUUAGUUUCCAACAAAAAUGAAUAGCAUCCCCUACCAACACAUCUUUAAUCAUUUAUCUCUACCCAUUUCACCCACCUUUAAAAUAGUCUCAACUUGAUCACACUUCUUCUACUUGCUGGUGUAUUUCUGUAUUGUCAUAUUUUAUAGUUGUGUCUGUAUGUAUUUUAUGUUUUUCUCAGGAUUUUGAGACAAACCUACAGCUAAAGACCAAAGUGAUCUGUUUUCUCGAGGAGGUAAUACACAACCCUGAGCUACUGGCCCAGGAAAGGAAGGCAGCAGCCAAUAUUAUUCGGUAAGACGCGCAUCCAGCUCUGAGCUAUUAGACUAUGUAAGAGGGAAGUAGGAAUAUCAAUUGGUGAGGGACCCACUUUGAUAUGGAACUCUUAGUUAUUAGUCUUAUAUCAGAAAAAAUCAGCAAUAUCUUUCUUUGAGACAAUCACACUUGUGGCCCAGGACGAUUAGCCCAAUAUAAGAAGGUGGCAUAGAUUACCGUUAUCUUAAUUACUUGUGAUUUUAAAUGCACCAACAUGUUACCAAGCAAAAUGCAUUGGAAUGCAGUUUCCAAGAAGCUGAUUAACAAUGAACCUUAUGUGAAAUAAACCGUUACAGUAUGUAUGAUUGGAGUGAAGGCGCAGGUAAUAAAUAAGGUGAAGAAACAGUUAAACAUGCAAGGUAUAUUGCUGGCAGCUAAAACCUGUACUUAGAUGAAGUGAAGGCAGCUAAAAUAUACAGCAUAUAUUGCAACUCAAGUUGGGAAGUUGUAGAAUAAAACCGACAUUUGAGAUCUAACAUUACACACAGUAUGAAUAUUGCUUAAUGAUUGGAUACAGUCCAAAAGUUCGAGAAAUUAAUACAAAUGAGUCUUUAUAGCCAGAAAAUAGUGGCCCAGAUAAUAUAGUACUGACAAAUCCAAAGUCCAAAGAAAAUGUACAAGAUGUAAAAAACCACUAUUAGAUCACAGUAAUAGAUCUAAAGUGGCAGGAUAUUCACUGCAAUAUAAGUUUAAUUUUAUCAAGUAUAGAUUGGAUAAACAGGAUCUCCGGGCAGGGCCGGAUUAACAUAGGGGCUGAUGGAGCUGCAGCUCCAGGCCCAGGCCCAGGCCCAGGCCCAGGCCCAUGGAAUAGGCCCAUUGAUUUUGAAAAAGAAAAAAAAUAUAUAUAUUUUUUUACUUUAUUUUUAUUUUUUUUACACAUUACUCUUAGGGUUGCUACUUGGCUGGUAUUUUAUGGUAUUUGAGGCUGCCUGGCCAGUGCUAGUAUUGCAGUAAAACCGACAAUACAAAUGCAGGCAUAUUUCUAUGUAUAAACAGAGAUUACUCUGCAAUACCUGCACCGGCCAAUAGGGGUCACUGUGUGUGGAGAGAGGCAGGGAUAGGUAGUUACAGCAUAUCCCUGCCUCUCUCUACACACUGAUCCAUGGGGGAGCAGCUACACAGCACAGAGAGUCCAGACAGCAGCUCCCAGUCUGCAGAGACAGCCUACAGCUCAGGGAAGUGAGGGAUGGGAUAAAGGCUGCAGGGAGACAUGGGGACACUGGGAGAAACUAGGGGACACUGGGUGACCUGGGAACACUGAGACACUUGGGGACACUGAGAGACCUGGGGACACUGGAAGAUCAGGGGACACUGAAACACAUGUGGACGUUGUGAGACACUAGGCACAUGGGGACACUGGGAGACAUGGGGACACUGAGACACUGUGUCCCUAGCAUCUGUGUCCCCAUGUCUCCUAAUGUCCCCAAGUCUCUGUGUCCCUAGUGUCUCAGUGUCCACAUGUCUCCCAAAGUCUGUGUCUCCCAGUGUCCCCUAGUGUCAAAAUGUCUCACAGUGUUACCAUAUCUCUUAAGUGUCCAAGUGACACUGGGCAACAUGGGGACACGAGGGGACACUGAGACACAUGGGGCACUGAAACAUUGUGAUACAUUGGGACACUGUGAUACAUAGAAGACACUGAGAUAUGGGGACACAUGGGGCACUGAAACAUUGUGAUACAUUGGGACACUGUGAUACAUAGAAGACACUGAGACAUGGGGACACAUGGGGCACUGAAACACUUUGGUACAUAGGGGACACAGACACUAGGGGACACUGGGAGACAUGGGGACACUGAGACACUGUGUCCCUAGUGUUUGUGUCCCCAUGUCUCCUAAUGUCCCCAAGUCUUUCAGUGUCCCUAGUGUCUCAGUGUCCGCAUGUCUCCCACUGUCCCUAUGUUUCAGUGUUCCCUAGUGUCAAAAUGUCUCACAGUGUUACCAUGUUUCUUAAGUGUCCCCUAGUGUCCAAGUGACACUGGGCAACAUGGGGAAAUGAGGGGGCACUGAGACAUUGUGAUACAUAGGGACACUGUAAUACAUAGAAGACAUGGGGACAUGAGGAUACACUGGGACACAUGGGGCACUGAAACACAUAGGGGACACAGACAGUAGGGGAUACUGGGAGACAUGAGGACACUGGAAGACUAGGGGACACUAAGACACUGGGAGACAGGGAGACACUGGUAACAAUCCAUCUUUUAUUCAGCAGAAUAAAUGUGAGUAGUUUUUUGGUGAUUUUACAGAAUUUUCUCUUAGGUCACUCCUUGUGAUUUACACACAUACAUAAUUAAUUAUGCAAAUUAGUAAGGCCGGUAUUUUUUUCCAAGAAAGGUGGCAACCCUAACUAUCCUUCACAUACUCUUGCUUAAGUAUGUAUGGUGAACAAAACUUGUGCUGUCUGGCUGACAAUGAAAUUAGUUAAGGUAAAGCUGACUUUGUGCACAAUGCAAAUGAUCUUGCUGCUUCAGUCUCUCUAACACUGUGACAUGUUCCUUUUCUUCUACACUCACUACAUGCAGCUGUUCUCUGUCCCAGACUAUAUACCAUGAGCUUCUGCCUGCUAGUAAGGAGGUUAGGAGGGGAAUGGACCAGCGAGUGCUAGGGCACAGUCCUUAGAAAUCGUGGAGCGAAAUCAUCGUUAGACACAUUUAUGCCAAGCUCAGGGUGCUGUCUGCAUAGUUUGCCCUUAGUUGGCCAGCCUGCAUGAUUGGCAGGUAGCCUGACAUGCAUUCAUGCCAGGCUGGCCUUCCAAUUCAUUAGGCAGACAUUAAGGCAUGUUCGCCUUUUUCGGCAGUUCUGAUUACAUGAUUUGCGUCAGUGGCCCACCCUUUUACCCUGUCCUGCUUCACUGGACACUGCUGUUAGGGGUAUGGAUUUACUUGAAAUAUGAAAGCAUAAAUUAGACAAGGAUUAGCAGAGAGUGUGUGUUUUCUCAUGGCUGCACCCUAUGAAUUUCCCUUCAGCACCACUUCUGCCAGAUACAUGACUAUUGGUAGUUAUGACUGUUUUAGUGUUUUUGGUCGAUAAGAUUCUGUAAUUAGGCCCAUCAUAAUUGUCAGCACCAGGCCCCCUGGGCACUUAGAAAAAUACAAAAGGGAUAAGUGCUGCGCCCGAGGCUAUAAUCAGUAAUCUAUAAUAACAAACAACCAGACCAAAUGGUCUAAAUGGAGAUACAACAAAAUAGGCCUAUAUAAAAUAGAACAAUGAAAAAAGUCCCAAGCGCACAAUAAAAUUCGAAAAUAAAAAUGGUAAAUAAAAGUCACAUAAAAAGUCUCUCUAUAUACCAGGAUAAGGGGGGAAGUUGGCAAUCCUCAGGAGUUGAUCCGUCCAGAUGGUUUAAAUUAUCGGUAUAUGUGGAGAGAAAGGGAAAACGACAAAAUAGCCGAUGGUGUAAUAUCGUCAGAAUCCAGUAAAAAAUAAUUAAAAUGAAGGUAAUACACUCACAUUUAAAAGAGCUCUAGCCAGCUCUGGGGUAAAGGGCAUGUAGCGGUAUGAUCCCCACUAACGGAUAUAGUGGAGAGGUAUGUCCGUCAAUCCAGUCUGGUUAGGCAGUGCUCCAAGGCACUGGCGUACAUACCAGGGUCGCAGGGGUCGCGACUGCGACCGGGCCCGGCCCACCAGGGGGCCCGGCCGCCCCUGCGACCCGGUAUGUACGCCCAGGGCCAGCCUCUUCCCCUGGGGGGCCCAGGAGCCGGCCACCCCAGGGCCCCCUGAGGCUGGCCCUGCUGACCCCGGGUGGCCGGUCAGGCAGGCGGGCGCGCGAGGGAGCACUCAGUGCUUCCUCUUCAGCUCCCUCGCGCACCGCAAUGAUACCGGAGCCGGAAGAUGACGUCAUCUUCCGGCGCCUGCAUCCCUACGCGGCGCGCGAGGGAGCUGAAGAGGAAGCACUGAGUGCUCCCUCGCGCGCCCGCCCGCCUGCCUGCCCGACCGGCCACCCGCCCACAGUGACCUGCCGCCCAGGGAAUCCCCCCAGCACUCCAAAAGGUAAGGAGGCUGGGGGGAUUAUAUUAAAAAAAAAAAAAAAUCAUGUGUGAGUGUUAGUGUGAGUGUUAGUGUGUGUGUUAGAGUGAGUGUUAGUGUGUGUGAGUGUUAGUGUGAGUGUGAGUGUUAGUGUGUGUGAGUGUUAGAGUGAGUGUUAGUGUGUGUGAGUGUUAGAGUGUUAGUGUGUGUUAGAGUGAGUGUUAGUGUGUCUGCUAGUGAGUGUUAGUGUGUUAGUGUGUUACUGUGUGUGUCUUACUGAGUGUGUGUGUGUUAGUGAGUCUGUUUGAUGUCUGUUAGUGAGUGUGUGUUUGUCAAUGAGAGUGUAUGUUUUGUGAGUGAGUGUGUAUGUAUGUCUGUCGCUGACUGUGUCUCUGUCAGUAAAUGUGUGUGUCUGUUAGCUAGUGUGUAUGCGUCUGUAAGUGAGAGUGUGUGUGUCUUCAGCACUUACCUUUCUCCAGCGCCGGACUCCCUUGGCGCUGAGGAUCCCUCAGCCUCUCAGCUCCGAAUGCGACCGCGCACGCAUUCAAACCGCCCAUAGGAAAGCAUUACUCAAUGCUUUCCUAUGGACGUUCAGUGUGCUCCUCUAGCGGCUGUCCAGUGAGACAGCCACUAGAGGCUGGAUUAACCCUCAGUGAAACAUAGCAGUUUCUCUGAAACUGCUAUGUUUUCAGCUGCAGGGUUAAAACUAGAGGGACCUGACACCCAGACAACUUCAUUGAGCUGAUGUGAUCUGGGUGUCUGUAGUGGUCCUUUAAAGGACCACUAUAGUGCCAGGAAAACAUACUCGUUUUCCUGGCACUAUAGUGCCCUGAGGGUGCCCCCACCCUCAGGGACCCCCUCCCGCCCGGCUCUGGAAAGGGGUAAAACUUACCUUUUUCCACCGCUGGGCGGAGAGCUCUCCUCCUCCGAUCCUCCUCUUCUCCUCCCCGUCGGCUGUAUGCGCACGCGCGGCAAGAGCUGUGCACGCAUUCAGCCGGUCACAUAGGAAAGCAUUCAUAAUGCUUUCCUAUGGACGCUGGCGUGCUCUCACUGUGAAAAUCACAGUGAGAAGCACGCAAGCGCCUCUAGCGGCUGUCAAUGGGACAGCCACUAGAGGAAAUAGGGGAAGGCUUAACCCAUUCAUAAACACAGCAGUUUCUCUGAAACUGCUAUGUUUAUGAAAAAAUGGGUUAACCCUAGCUCGACCUGGCACCCAGACCACUUCAUUAAGCUGAAGUGGUCUGGGUGCCUAGAGUGGUCCUUUAAGUGUGUGUGCAUCUGCAUGCACUGGCGUACAUACCGCGGUCGCAGCCCUGUAACCCCUGCGACCAGGUGCCCACCGCCAUGUGUUGCGGCCCGGCCCGCGCGGGGGCCCACGGAUCAAUUUUCGCACCGGGGCCCCAUGGGUCAUGUGUACGCCACUGCUCCAAGGUAUAUAUAAGAAAACAGCGAUAGUGCUCUCGGUAUAUAAUGGAAUAAAAAUAAAGUAUAUAAAAUUUACUUACAAGUAUAAAGCAGAGGAUACUGCUCUAUUAACUCAGUGCUGGUGGAAUAAUCCCCACCUCGGAUUUCUUUGGUACAGGAUACAGGAUAAAAUAGAAAGAUGCCAGGAGAAUAAAAAAGUGCAAAUAAAAUACAAAAAAAAGAGAAUUGGUAUAAAAAUUUAAUAACCAAAAAACUUUUAUUGCUUAAAAUACACAGUUUAAAACCAUUAAUGCGUUUCACCAUAAAAAGGCUUUAUCAAAAUUGCUAAUAUACCUAUAUUAUGCUAAUUAAAUAAACCCAAAUCACAUUCCGAAUAUAAAUAAGAAACUGUUAUUUACUCUGUAGUACACACACAGUUAUGUAUUCUCAGUAUUUCAUGUUUUUAACACUUUGAAUAUUUAAUCUUUAGCACUUUGACUCAAGAGGAUCCUGGAGACAGCCUGGUUACCUUGGAAGAAAUUGAGCAUAUGGUGAGUUCAAAAACAAUAUUGUAUCAUGUUAGGGAUAUGUAGGAUACAGAGCGACAAUAUUGAAAACUAGGAAUAGAAUUUUGGGGGUUGUCUAAGUGGUAGACCUCUUUUAUAAUUCUAUAUUUCAUUUGGUACCAUGAUGUUGGAGCAUUAAACAGAUGUGUGUUACGUAUUAUAUUGUUUGUUAGGCACAGUCAACAGUAACUCCAGCAGAACCUUUUGAGUCUCUAUCUGCUCUUGAGAUUGCUGAGCAACUCACAUUAUUGGAUCACCUGAUCUUCAGAAAGAUACCAUAUGAGUAAGCUGCACAUGCCCCUAAUUCUCACUUUGCAUUUUCUUUUAUUCUUAAUAACUGACUUUUGCCCAAUUUAUGUGCACGACGACUUCUCUCAUAAAACCUCAUGUACAUGCUUUUUGCAUACACAAUUACCAGUUCUCUGAUCGUUUCUACAACCUUAAUGUCCACCAUUCCAACCAUCCAUAACACUUAAAUAAUAUCAUACAUACACUGUUUCCACAGAAAACAAAACUUUGAUUGUUUGUAGGAUACUAAUAAAGCAUUGUCAUCUAUGGUCUUUGGUCUGUCCUCCAUGAAAUCAUUUAGCUGCACUUUGCAUCAUGCAUCCUUUAAAUCCACACUGAAUGCACUGUGCAUCCCUUUCUCAACACCUGUGUACACACUAGGCAUUUCUCAUUCACCUCCCACAUACAGAAUGCAUCUCUCAUUCCACUCCCAUGUGCAUCAGGCAUUCUUCAUAGAACCCCAUCCCUCCUUAUAAUGCUUGCACACAUGCUUCGCAUAUAAUAUAUAUAUUUAUUUUUUUAUCUUGCCCCGACAGGGAAUUUUUUGGUCAGGGUUGGAUGAAAGCUGACAAGUGUGAGCGGACCCCUUAUAUCAUGAACACCAGCAAACACUUCAAUCACGUGAGUUUCAAGACUGUACAAGAUCUAUGGGAAGAGUUCACUGACAGUCUAGAGAUAUUGCAUAUAAAAAUAUGAAAUAUAUAUCAAUAAAAAUGCUGAUGAUAUUGUUUUCAAAUGGAGGUUUCAAAGCAAUUACAGAGCAUUACCAAUAAGAUAUGUUCUAAUAGUAUUUACAAGGAUAAUAAUCAUAUAUCUGGUAAUAUUUCACAGAUGAGUAACCUGAUUGCCACUGAAAUUCUGCGGAACGAGGAGCCAAUGACACGUAGUAGUACCAUUGAAAAGUGGGUGGCGGUGGCUGAUAUCUGUCGAUGUCUUCACAAUUACAAUGCAGUUCUAGAGAUUACAUCCUCAUUAAACCGCAGUGCUAUCUUUCGGCUUAAGCGUACCUGGAUGAAGGUGUCCAAGCAGGUACACCCAGCUCUCUAAAAGUACAAAACAUGUAUUCCUCAGUAAGUAGACAGUAACAGGUAUGAACAGUAAGAAUAGCAUGGAAUAAGCAGGAGUCGCUACACAAAUGGGUUACAAAUACAAUAAAAUAUGAAUUGCCUACAACAGGUAGGAGUUGGUACCUGGAUAUCAGGAAACAUAGUGACACAAGCACUUCCAGAAACACACAAGGAGCAACAAAGGUAACUUUUCCUUUUAGAUUAUACAGGGAAUAUCAUGGGGCAAAGCACUAAUUAGAACACUAUACAGGAAGUUGUAGAAGGGCAGGUAGACAAAAAGUGACUGCACUGGGAGUAGCAGCAAUAGCGAGAGAGACUGCGAAAGGUUGACAUAAUAAACUAAAACCGAGAGGUUAGGAAGUAGACAGAGAUUCCAUGUAUGUAAUCGGCUAACGUUCUGGAAGAUAUCUAAGAUGCCUGUCCACAGCUGACAUAGCAUAAGCAAUAGGUCAAACCAAGGGGAGUGUGACUUGUCUCUUACCCCUAGUCAUUAUGGGGUAAGUGAAGUCAGUAAAGCUAAUGAUUACAGAUUAAGGAGUUUAGAAGCCUGUUGGUGUUUUGCCACUAAAAUUUUGUUUUUAUAAUAAAAUAGCAUUUCUUUUUAUUUGCCCUCUUUUGGUAACCUGUAUAUUAUUAUUUUAUUAUUUCUAUAGUGCCAUCAGAUUCCGUAGCGCUAGUCAUCUAACACCAUCUAAUCUUUACCUACAACAAUAUUAUCCAUUGAUAAAAUAUGCAGGUCUGUCUGUUUACCGUCUUUUGGAUCUCUAUGUUUUGUACCAACUUUAUAAAUUCAUCUUCACCAGAGAAUGUAAUAAAAACUUCUACCAACUGAUGCCAUUAGGAUCCUUCAGACAUGCAGCAAGUCUCUUUUCUUAAUUGCCCUGUUCUUUUUUCCUGUUAUUAAACUCUUUAUGAUUCUAUUUUUCCUAUCAUAAUUCCUCCAGACUAAAACUUUAAUUGACCGGCUUCAGAAAUUGGUAUCUUCAGAAGGCCGAUUUAAGAACCUGAGAGAGGCCCUUAAGAAGUAAGUUCGGAAUAUAAAAAACACAUAUUUAAUUUACUACAAUGCAGAGUACAUGUGCAGUGUUUUAUUUUGGGAGAAAUACAAAUGUUUUCUAUGAGAUGAUGUUACUUUAAACUGUCUUUGAAAAAUGUUGUAAGAUUAAUUUGCUUAGCAAAUGAUUAUUUAUAUAUAGAUUGAGGAUAAUAUUGUUCUAUCAACCACUUCUCUACUAUAGAGUAUUGUGUCUUUAAUUGACCCACAUUACAAUAAUAUCAUCUUGCAUAGAAUUUUUUUUAUUAACUAAUAAAACAAUAAUAUCGUUACAGAAUAUUACAUCAAAUCUUCCUUUGCGUAACAUUAUAUCAAUAAAUCCUCCCUUGUAGGGUAUUUUGGCAAUAAAUCAUCCUGCAGAAUAAUAUACCAGUGAACUAUUGUCUGCAAAACCUUUUAUCCAAACGUGAUCUGCAGAAAUGUCAAUACUUACUACACAGAAGUAUUAUUAUCAUUAUUGGCAUUUAUAUAGCGCCAACAAAUUCCGUAGUACUUUACAAAAUUAUAGGAGGGAGAGAUUUAACAAUAAAUGAGACAAUUACAAAAACUUACAGGAAUGAUAGGAUGAAGAGAACUCUGCUCAAAGAGCUUACAGUCUAGAGCAGGGGAUCCCAAUUAAUUUUUCCCGUGGAACCCUUUGACAUAAUGCGCUAACAACGUGGAACCCCCAAAAACUUUUGGUGCCGUAGCACAGAUAGUAAACAGAUAGUAGUACUUAGUAACAGGUGUGCUUUUGUGUGUACAGUUGGUGAUUGUAUAUAAUAGAAUUUUGAUACAGGGGUGUGAUUGUAUGUAAUGUUUACAUUUGAGUGCAGGGGUGUGCUUGGAUGUAGUGUUGGCUUUUAAAUGUACAUUUCUGUGUAGUAUUAGUGUUUGAGUGAAGGGUGUGUUUGAAUGUUUGCAUAUAAAUUAGACCUUUAAAUCCAGGGGGUUUUGUAUGUAAAUGUUUGUGCUUGCAAGAGUGUGUUUGCGUGUUGUGUUUGAUUGCUGGGAUGUAUGCACAUAUACUGCCACGUACAUACAGACACACAUAUAAACAUGCACAGACUUUGACACACACAUGCACACUGGCACACACACACACACACACUCAGAUACAUACACACAGUGACACAUACACAAACCUUGAUACACACACUGACACACACUCAGAUGCGCACAUUGGCACAUACAAACAGUAACACAUACACAAACCUUGACCUACAGAUACACACAAUGGCACAUACAAACAUAAACACACACACCUUGACAUACAGAUACACACACACACUCAGAUACAGAUACUGGCACAUACACACACUCAGAUGCACACAGUGACACACAAAUACUCAGAUACACAAAGUGACACAUACACAUACUUGCAGCCACAGAUAUACAUACUGGCAGAUACACACAGUGACACAUACGCAAACCUUGACCCACAGAUACACACACUGUCAUAUACACACUGACAUAUACACAUUGGCACAUGAAAGUACACUGAUACACACCGGUACAUACAUACACACACACACAGUGACACAUACACACAGACAAUCUGACUUACAUCAGAGCAACCCUCAUGUUAACUUACCUUGUGGUCCUGGUGAUGUUGGCUGAGGCUGAUGGGAGUGAGCUGCUGCAUGCUCACUCCAGCCUCUCCUCUGCCUUGCAUGCUGCUCCCUUUCUGGGAUGCCGUCUCCAGCCUCCUCCUCCCUUCCUACUACGCGGCAGCAAAUCUGUGAAGCUGGGAGGAAGUGCUGUCACUUCCUCCCAGCCAGCCGAUACUACAGAGGCCCGGUCAGGCUCAUAAAUGGCCGCGGCACCCGACCGGGCCCCUAUUAAGCGAUCAAAUCGCGGCAGCUGUUUUGUUUCGCGAAAUUACGGUGCAACCCCAUUUGUGUUCUCGCGGAACACCAAUUGGGAAACGCUGGUCUAGAGUAUAAACAGAAAUCUUCUACAUAUCUAUGCAGUACAGACACAGUAUUCCGAAUUGCAAUUUAUGUAAACUUCUUACUGCACAUAAAACCAUGUAACAAAUACUACAAUACAGAAAGAUCAUAUUGCAUGAUGAGUGUGAAAACAGUUACAGAGCUUUUGCAAAAUGUUCUAAUUAAUUUGUACUCUGAAUUCUUCGUCAAGCAUGCUGAGGCUAUAUGUGCCUCUGGCUCGCUGUUGAGCAUUGCAACAUUAAUUAAUUUGUUAUUGAGUACUUAAAAACUGUAAGAUAUCUGAAGAACAUAACCAUCCAGAUGACAUUACAGCAUGUUCUUACCAUAUGCAGACCAUUGUAUAUUGAACUAACAGGGAAGUAACUGUAUCAUUCAAAAUUAAAUUCUACUUGAGAGAGUAUUAUUCGUGUCCGAUCCUUGUUAUGUUUGAGUAUUUUUCUGUAUUCUCAGCUGUGACCCUCCAUGUGUCCCCUAUUUGGGAAUGUACCUGACAGAUCUGGCAUUCAUCGAGGAAGGGACACCAAAUUACACAGAGGAUGAUCUGGUUAAUUUCUCCAAGAUGAGGAUGGUGAGAUACAGUAUUAAUACAAACUCCAUUCACGUUUGCACAUCACAUGCAUAUUGCACAGCAGCUUUCAAAGAUCAUGUUUACAUUAUUGUCACAAAAUGAAUAUUAUGCUGAAUAUGUAAGUAAUGAAACAGGCUUGCCUUUUUUUAGAUUUUCAACUCAGGUUUAUGCAGAUUCCCUUGGGAUUAAUAUGCUAUGCUAAUAUAUAGCUUUUUAUGCCAAUAAAUGGGUUACUAUCGGAACAGACUAAAUGACUAACUAUGGCUCGCACAGUUUCAUACUCUUUGGACUAAUCAGCAUGGCGUAGCUCUGUUCCAGUGGUGGGACACUAUCCAGCAACAUAUAGUUAAACAUUAUUAAAGUAGUGAUAGUACCAAAAAGUUAUAUCUGAAAUGUAGUGUUUUUCAUCACCUGCAUAUCCCAAGGCAAACUUUACAAAAAGUUAAUUUCAGACACAGCUUUGUCUUUGAGUAUUCAACUAAUGUAUGUAUACAACAAUAUGUUUUAACAUUUACUGAAGUCGUUUUGAAGCUCUUAAUCACUUUUUUAUCCCCAUUACAGUAUUAUGACAGGAAAUUCCUUCUUCUAUAAAUUCAUUAUUUUCAGAUCUUUGAGUAUUUCUCAAGCUCCUCUCUAUGCUUUAGCUACCAUUUUACUUUCCAUUAAGCAAAAUUAAGUUCAAGUUUCUCCUGUGAUGAACACGAUUACACCUUAGUUUUGAUUAGAUUAGAUUCAACUUUAUUACCAUUGUACAGUGCACAUAUAAAGACAAUGAACCAUAGUUGGCACCUGAUCAGAAACACAGUAGUGAUUAAUAAAAAUCCAAUUAAACAGAGAAUGUAACUCUGUGAAACGUAUAACAGUCCAGAUAAUAUCAUAAUACAUCUAUAUCUAAUAAUAUAAUCCCUAACUCUUUACUGUAACAGACCAGUAAUACAUAUAGUCAUUACACAACAGUGCCCUCGAUAUUAUAGGAUACGACUAUAUAGCCUACCAUCUACAUCUGACUAAGACAUUUAUCGAAUGUAAACUCGUACAUCACAUACAAGUAAGUGCAUCAGACUACAUAUACACUUAAAGGACCACUCUAGGCCCCCAGACCACUUCAGCUUAAUGAAGUGGUCUGGGUGCCAGGUCCAGCUAGGGUUAACCCAUUUUUUCAUAAACAUAGCAGUUUCACAGAAACUGCUAUGUUUAUGAAUGGGUUAAGCCUUCCCCUAUUUCCUCUAGCGGCUGUCUCAUUGACAGCCGCUAGAGGCGCUUGUGUGCUUCUCACUGUGAUUUUCACAGUGAGAGCACGCAAGCGUCCAUAGGAAAGCAUUAUGAAUGCUUUCCUAUGUGACCAGCUGAAUGCGCGCGCAGCUCUUGCCGCGCGUGUGCAUUCAGCCGACGGGGAGGAGAAGAGGGGGAUCGGAGGAGGAGAGCUCUCCGCCCACGCUGGAAAAAGGUAAGUUUAACCCCUUUUCCCCUUUCCAGAGCCCGGCGGGAGGAGGUCCCUGAGGGUGGGGGCACCCUCAGGGCACUAUAGUGCCAGGAAAACGAGUAUGUUUUCCUGGCACUAUUGUGGUCCUUUAAUACAAUCUAGUGCAAAUCAAGUUUGACUUGCAAAUUAAGUGCACACUUCUUAACAAAGUUGGGACUGUUACAAAUUAUUAAAGUCAGGUGGCAUGAGGUGCUGUCUUCAAGACAUAUACAUGCAUAUACAGAGACAAAAACCCAGACUUACAGAUGCAUGCUCACACAGACAUUCCCAGACACAGAUACAUAAUCCAAGACAAACACACAGAUGCAUAAUUAAAUGGGAGUGCUAUAGACGAGAUUGUGAGUGCAUAGUACCUUCCAGCCCCCCUUAAGAACCACUGCUGUGGAAAAGGAACUCAUAUUUGCCAGGUUCUAGAUCUGCAUGUUAUGAGGCACUGUGCGUGUGUAUAUAUGUAUGCUGAAUUCUGUUUUUGUGUUUGGUUUCAGAUAUCACACAUUAUUCGUGAGAUUCGUCAGUUUCAGCAGACUUCUUAUAAGAUCGAGCACCAGCCUAAGGUAUUUCAGGCAUGUGAUUUUCGAUUUAACCUAAUUGCUCUGAUGUUGAAUGAAAAUAUGAACAGAGUUUGACUUGUUUAAAAAAAAAAAAACAUACAAAAAUGAAUGUAAAUUUCCUUUACGGUUCAGUUUCAAUCUACUGAUAUGCAAAACAUGUCACGAGACAAGUUUAAAAGUUAAUUCUUAAUUUACCCAUUAUGGUGCUUAUACAAUUUGUUAUAAAAUGAAUAGAAAAUAAUUUCACAAAAAGUGACUUUAAAUGCAACAAAAUUAAUAUACAUGAUGCCCAAAAUAUACUAAAGACCCAUAUUUAUAAAUUAUCCUACAAUAAAUUUUAGCAAGUUGCUUAGUGACUAAAUUUACAAAAGAGACACCAUGAGCCCCAUAACCAACUACAAAACACUGAAGUGGUUAUAGUGCCUGUAGUUCCUAGGCGCCAUCUGGUGGUAAGCUGUAAAACCUGUCUGACCAACACCAGUAGUCCUAGUGAUUUGAGCUGUUAUGGUUAAGUUAUGAUUAAAGGACCAGUAUAGGCACCCAGACCACUUCAGCUUAAUGAAGUGGUCUGGGUGCCUGGUCCAGAUAGGAUUAACCCUUUUUUUUAUAAACACUGAGGGUUAAUCCAGCCUCUAAAGCCUCUAGUGGCUGUCUCAUUGACAGCCGCUAGAAGCGCUUGCGUGCUUCUCACUGUGAAAAUCAGAGUGAGAAGACGCCAGCGUCCAUAGGAAAGCAUUAUGAAUGCUUUCCUAUGAGACUGGCUGAAAGCGCGCGCGGCUCCUGCUGCACAUGCACAUUCAGCCGAUGACGUCGCUGGAAGAAGGAGAGGAGGAGGAAAGCUCGCCGCCCGGCGCUGGAGAAAGGUAAGAUUUUAACCCCUUCCUCUCUCCAGAGACCUGAGGGUGGGGGCACCCUCAGGGCCCUAUAGUGCCAGGAAAAAGAGUAUGUUUUCCUGGCACUAUAGUGGCCCUUUAAGUUCACAAUAUCACAGUAUCAUACUAACUCAUACGAAGAUAUAACACUAUGCAAUAACUUACCAAGUUUUAAAACUAAUCAAUAACUCAUACGAAGAUUUAACACCAUUCAAUAACUCAUACGAAGAUUUAACACUAUUCAAUAACUCAUACCAAGUUUUAACACUAUUCAAUAACUAAAAUUUUGAUGGAUCUCAACUGAUGAAGUAUGAACCUCUGCUAUGUCACACCGACUCAGAUUGGAAGCAGCCAGAUGCCCAGCAGAGACAGGUAAGUGUCAAAAGAUUCUAAAAUGGUUUGACUGUUACUGUCAGAUUGUGCAUGGGGAAUCCUGGCAAUAUAACCACUACAGCACACUGUAUUGGUUAUGGUACAUGGGGUUUCUAAACUCUAGGGUCUCUUUAAUAAACACUGAAUUGUAAAGAAUUAUAAACUGAAUUACAAAACUGAGGCUAUAGAUUUUGUUGUUUGAGUUUUGCAAUGUGGCUUUCAAUUUUCACUUUAAGGUAUUAUUUAGCAAAUAAAUCAUAUAAUAUUUAUAUAUUUAUUAUUUUUCCAAAAAUAAAUGUCAAAGGAUGUAAACGUGAAUGGAAAUUUACCCAUGCAAAGUUUAACUGCCAACAUUUCAGAAAAUUCCAGGGACACUUGGCAGAGCAGAGCAAACCAAACCAAUUAACAGAGCUGAUCAUGCCCAGUGACUUUUGACAGCUCUGCCAAUUCUCUACCAAAGCUAAUACUUCUUGUUUUAUAAACGCCCACCCACUUUCCUGUUAUAAUGACAGGAGAGUUCUUUCCGCCAUUGGCUACAACACCAUCACUGUUGCUUUCUCUCUCUUUUUUUUUUUUUAUUACCCUAGUAUUCCUGAUCACUCAAUCUUUGUCAUUUUAUGUCUUUCCCUUUUGUAGUUUUCUACAUAUCUUUCUCUGACUCAGUCACUCUCUUACCCUGUAAGAGGUUUCACAGAGAAACAAAGAAACACAAAAUGACACAGAGUUUCAGUCUUUCUCUGUCUCUCAAUGUGAUGCUUUAUUCAUUCAACCCUCGAGGGCUGGGUUUACAUUACAUCUCAGGUGCCUUUUAAGAACAGAAAUCUCAAAUUCUCAGUGGACCCACUGACACCCUCUUUCCCCCAAGAAAAUAAAUAAUUGAUGCAAAACAAUUGCCAUGCACUGAUAUGAAAGUACACUGCAAGCUUGUAUAGAGGCACCCAACGUGUAAAUAUAAAGGUGAGAUUUCAAUAACAAUAAUGUCCAUCAUCAUGCACACAAUGAAGGUAAGAAAAUUCAGGUACGUGCAAUGAACAUACAAACUGGACAGAAAUGUUUCAAAUUAGUGGACACCGAACUAACUUCCUAUAAUAACCCACUUAGAAGCUGCACACUUAAUGUUAUGACUCAGGAAACUGGCAUUAAAAAGUAGGAAGCCCGACCAGUCAACCCAUACAACAGGCAUCAGGGCUGGAGUUCCCAGAAACAAUCUCAACAAUGAUGACAAAAGUUAGGUAAAUCAUGGCUUAUAUUUUAAAAAUAACUAAUACAGAAUUUGCACUAGCAAUAUCUAAUAUAGCCACUAGAGGGCCAUAACGCUCUUGCAGCCACAAUGCUGGCAAAGAUUUAAAGGAGAUGUAGUCCACAUCAUCUGGAGUUCCAACGGUUGCAUACACCUGUCCUAGAGAGUUGCUGAGCAAUACUAUGGCAUUGUCAAUCUACAAAACAACUUCCAUGAACCACAGCCACCAGUUGUCCUUGUUGCCUGAAGCCCUCAGAUGCUUUUUCACACAGCAUCUAUCAUCAGCACACAUUGUGAGAAAUAAGUAGACAGAAGUAAUGGACAGUCCCCGGUGCUUUAUUUUUCAGAAGGUAUAUCAAGGAGUGUGAUAUACAAAGGCUUCUCAAAAUGAGGAGCAAAAUAUACUUCCUGCUCAUCUGUGGAUUACGGGAAAUACCAUUUUUGCAUCUCAGGACUGUCACUUGAAAGUACCCUAAUGGCAGACUUGUCCUUCCAGUAGAUAAUCUUAGGGAUCACACAAUUUCUCUAUUACCGGUGUCUCAACUUCAGUAUACCUGGUUGUCACUGGUCAUAUCUUCCUCCUUCGUGGGAGCUGUAGAUUCAUAUUGCCAGAUUCGUGCAUGCGCAGACACACAUCAGUACUCUCAUACACAAAGGCACAUCUAGCUAUCAUUGCAAAACAGUUUGCUCCAAGGCGUCUAGCAUCAUAACCACUACAGCGGUCUGUAUAGGUUAUGAUUCUUGGAGUAACUCUUUACUUGUAACCUGUGUGUACCAUGUACCAUACAAUUUUUAAUAUCAAAUGAUUGUAGCUACAAGAAACACCACCUAUGUACUGUGUACCUUUCAUGAAAAAAAUGUAUGUUAUUGUAAUGGAGAUUGUUCCUUCUCUCCACAGGUUACACAGUAUCUCCUGGACUCCUCAUCAGUUCUGGAUGAAGAGGGCCUUUAUGAAGCUUCCCUCCGUUUGGAACCGAAACUCCCUACCUGAAUUCUUGGUGUAAAUCCCCUGCCUGUAUCAUAUUGUACAGACCCCCCACGCCUCUCGCCAGACCCCACCAUGCAGGGGUCACCAAACAGAGGCAGAGAUGUCUGUGUCUCCAUCCAUCCCAAAAUCCUAACUUCUCCUGAAGGAGAUCCCACACUACCCCUCAACCCCAGUUUGCCCCAAAGACACUCCCAGGAAGAGGAACAGGGUGGAGACUGAGAUAAUUCUCAACAGGAGCACUAUCCACUGUCCUUCCGCCUCCCUGUGUGUGGGGCAGGAUUGAACUGCUACUGCUGUCUCCUAUUGACUGCAAAUGCAAGGAGAUCAGAGCAGUGUGUCCAUUUGCAGCAGCUCAUCACCAAACCAGCGACCACCUUGUGCGAACAUCCUUAAUCAUCAGCUAUGCUUGAAUGGAGUGGUUCAUGGAGCAGGUCUCUUAAAAUUAGGUUUUAACAAAGAAGUAAUUAAUGUAUAGUAACUGUCAGUUUGAUUCAGAGAGCACAAGUGAGGUUACCCUAUUCUUCCUCAGGAGUGGAAGAUACAAAAUAUCAAUUAAAGAGACCUUAUUGCUACACACUAACAGCACACCUCCCAUGAAGUGAUCAGUCUGGGUAGAACUCUGCUUGGCAUAGCAUGUGUCCCCCUCAGAUAGUGCUAGCUCUGCAGAUUCUGGAUCCUGCUCCAGCUGGGCCAUGUAGAUCCAGAACAAAUAGUAGUUUGGAAUCUUUGCUGUCAGAAGAAAAGAAAAAAUGCACAACGGAUUCAGUGAAGAGAUCACACAGCCUUUAUCUGAUUCAUGGGCUAGGUCCAGUAGCUGCUCUACAGAAUAAAAGUUACUGGAUUUGUGGGAAAGGCACCCACAUAUGGUUUGAUUAUGGAAGUAAAGCUGGUUUAAGGAGGAAGACAAGAUGGGUUUAAUGGGAUGAUAUACUAUCAGUCCGUUUACAGCAGUGCUAUGAUUCAUGUUGCUUGUCAGACGUUGAAUUAUACACCCUGGCUAAGGCUCAUGAAGCUUGUUCUUAAGCAACAUCUAGAGAGCUGCCUAUCGUAGAACUAAAAGAGUAUAGCGUACCGAUGCAAGUUUUAUAGAGCGAUUCUGUAGUUAACAUACGGGUUGGUUUCAACUUGAUUAUUGGUGAGAUGAAUUUAGUAAAGCAGGACAAUGGUUUCUAAGUACAAUUUGUUGGUUCUGUUGCCAGGAUUGGUGGCUGGUUUAGACAAAAAUUUGCAGCUACAUUUUGUUUUCUUUAUUUUUUGUAUAAUUAAGUGUUUCCUAAUUACCUCUCACUAAUAAAUCUUUUAUCUCAGGGUUACCACCAA
Messenger RNA from Pelobates cultripes (western spadefoot toad), 63658 nucleotides. NCBI's taxonomy places the organism in Eukaryota, Metazoa, Chordata, Amphibia, Anura, Pelobatidae. The record is from the annotation of a GenBank genome assembly.